Messenger RNA from Cinara cedri, 64011 nucleotides. Lineage: Eukaryota; Metazoa; Arthropoda; Insecta; Hemiptera; Aphididae. The record is from the annotation of a GenBank genome assembly.
CGGCCGGCUAUACACACCGACCGAUAUCGCGCGGGGUACUACUAAGCUGCUGCCGCUGCUGCUGUCUCUCGGCCACGGCUGCCACGACGUUAAUAUACUUUUACAAAAGUAUUAUAUUAUUAUUAUUAUUAUAUUUCGGACGCGCAACUCCGGGAUUCUCCGUCGACGUCGAAAAACGCGAAAACACGGUCAGUAGUGAUUGUUGUUGUUGUUGUCGUACUACCGCAAACAUAUAGCAGUAUUUAUUUUAUUAUUAUUAUUAUUAUUAUUAUUAUUCCCGUAGUCGACGCGUGCACGCAGUCCGGCGGAUUUUCAUUCUCCCCCUUUUUCAAUCAUAAUAUACAAAGAUACGCGGACACGCGGUUGUCGUUUAGCCGCCGUGGCGUUAUUGUUGUUUCACUAUACAGUCUUGUUAUUCCGUCCGAGUACAGAUAAACACAAUACGAUACCGACUGAUAUUCUAUACGAGCAAAAAUAAUAUUGUUAUUAGUAUUCUCGGACGACGCGGCGUAUUAUGACUGUUGUUGUUACUAAUCGAUGUGUCCGGCGAUACAACGUCGUCCCAGUCGCCGUCGUCGUCGCUGCCGCUACAGACGCCGUUGUCGUUUCGAGCGUGUGCGCCACUACACUGGUGCUGCCGCGAUAAUAUCCGCGCCGCCGAUGGUGUGGAAAGAAGUAUUUCAUCCUCGGUAAACUUGACGGUACCAGUGAUGACGUUCGUCGCAUCCCCGUCGGAACAAUGUUGUCGUCGUAGACCACUACAACACAGCGCCGUCGCCGCCGGUAGUACAACUGCAAUCGUUUUCCGCGAUCCGCGGUUUCCCGUCAAAGGUAUACUAUAAUAUUAUGAUUACAUUUAAUAAAAAAUAAUUUCGAUACAACGCAAUAUUGUUAUAAUUAUUAUUAAUUAUAUUAUUACUGUUAUAAUAUUAUCAAUAAAUUACGCACACGCGGUAAAAAUAAGGACGUUCGGUCUUUUUUUCGGUCUUUAGUGUUGAGAUUUAUCUAUAAAAUGAUUUACGAUAAUAUUAUUUAGGGUCGUCUUUUAUCAUAUACCUACCCGGAUGAAUAUACGAUUAUUUAUGGCAUCCAACAUAAUUUACCUAGAUCGAUAGGUACCUACUUGGAUACAUUUUCAUCCAAACGAAUUUUUCGAAAUGAUUUCUUUUUUCCGCAAUAAAUUGCAUAAAGUAUUGUAAUACUUUUCGUAAUCCAUAUUAUCCACUUUUAGAACUUCCGUAAUUUUACUGGAAAUCCUAUAGUCACGCCAUUGCUAAACAUUCGAUCCCUUGUCCAUUUUCUUUUCAUUGUAUUAUAUUUACAUUUUCAUGUGACGAGUUUUUUAAUUUUAAUUUUAGGUAUUCGACGUUUAUUGAUUUUCUUAUAAUUAUGUUUUUCUUUCGGGAAUCCAGAACAGGCAGAACAUAUUAUUAUACCUAUCUACCUAUAUUUACACUUAUUGAUUAUAUUCACUGUGAAACUUUCUAAAAUACUAUAUUUAAUUCAAAUCUAUUCUGUGAUGGUAAAUAUUAAUGCACGAAGUAAAACACAGGAUUUAUACAACCGUACCUUUUUACUAAAAUACAAAAUGUACCUACGUACAAUGCCACAAUUACCACAGGUAGGCCUUACGAUUAUGAGGCCACCGCAUAUAUUAUAAAGUAUGGAAACUGAAAAAAUCUCGAGCUAUUAAAGUCUUGGGAAAAAAGUAUUUGGAGAUAGAAUUUUAAAAAAAAGUUUAAAGGGGAGAGGGAAGGGGAAGUCUAUAAAUCUUAAAUUUCAGACUCAAGAUAUGUACAUUUUGGAUAAAAAACACACCAUAAGAUAAAUGCGCUAUUUAAUAUAUUAUGUUAGUUUUAUGUGGAACACCCUUAAAUAAAAGCAUUAAGUCAACUAGUUCAUUAUAAUGGUACAGUUUGAGUCAUGGUCAGCACAGUGUUCUUUUACACCGUUUUAGUUUUUAAAAUGGAAAUUUUAAAGUCCAAUAAAUAUGAAAGAUUAAAAACGAAAAUUAAAAAUUGAAGUGUUUUGUAUACAAAACAAAAACAUGCUCGAACCUCUUGAUAUACGGUGAAAAUGUUCGAAAGCGUCAUCACUAAACUAUUUCAUGAAUUAUUUUAACACCGGCUUAGAUUAUUUAAGUCUCCAAUUAAUUACCAUGUAAAAAUUACAUAGAACAAUUUUUAGAAAUCUAAGGAUUGAAAAUCAUCCAAACAACGGAAAACUAUUAUUCAUAUACCAUCAUCAUCCUAAAUUACUAUAUGACCAAUACCACAUCAUCCAACAAAAUACGUCUUCGAUAAAUUAUUUUGCCACAAAAUUACAGUUCUGAACAAAUAUUUCCCAACAUUUACGCGACCUCGUUUAAAUAUUCUAUUUUUAUGCCUCAAAAAUGCAAUCACUUUCAAAACUCUAAUUUACAUAGGUUUUUUUUAACUGGAAAUCUUUUUAUUAAUAACAAUGAUCUUUUUCUCUUUUACCUUCAUUCCAAUGAUUUGGUCUCAUCCGCCAGAGUCCUACAUUACCCCUUUAUUCGAUCUUCCACAUUCUCGCAUACACCGACUGUUCUUAUAUCAUUUUCAAUCGAAUCAAUUGCUAGAUUCCUUUAAUGUGCUCGUUCCUUAUUCUAGAUUCUCUUAUUAUUCUACUCAUCCAUACCUAGAUAUUCUCAUUUCUACUACACUCAUUUUCUAUUCUAAUUUUCUGUCUAUCAUUCCAAACUAUAUGACAUAGUCGAUCUCACCGUAGAGUAGUGACCACACUCUUGUAUAACUUACCUUUAAAUCCCAUUGAUAUUCAUUUAUCGCGUAGAACAUGAGACGUUUUUCUUUAGUUGAUCCAACCGCAUUUCUUCCCAUGUUAUCCUAUUUCAUUUUGUAUCGGGAUGUAACUCUCUAAAGCCGUCGUUGCUUUUUAUAAAAGUUUCUAGGUACCUACAUAAAACUUUCAAUCUAGCUUAUGUUAUUAUUCGUCUAAUCCCAUCAAUCUCUUGUCCUUUACUUCUAAACUCACACUCUAUAUGAUCUGGUUCCUUUCUAUUUAUCCCUUUUCAUCACUCUUCAUUCCUCAAGCCUAUUGUUAACUUCUUCUAAAUGUUCUCCUAUACAAACUACAAGCACAUCAUCUGCAAACAUCAGGCACCACGGUCCUCACUUUGUAUUAUGUUCAUAACUAUAUUAAUUCAAACUUAAUUUUAAAAAAAUAUUUAUUUCAAUUAUAAUAUAUAUUAUAUUUAAAUAUAAUUUUAAUUAAUUAUUUGAUUUACAAAAAAGUUUAAAUCAAAUAAACAAAAUCAAGUGAUUUAAAAAUGUAAUUUAAAACAAUGUUUAAAUAUAUACCCAAUAUUCACUCUAACGGUAAACCUUCUGGUAUACGCAUUGAACGUUCAGUUAAAUUUUAAAUCAUCCAAAAUCAAUAUUUAAUUUUUGAAUAUUCAAACUAGAAUACAUUUUAAAUGUAAAGUAAAAGUUUAAAUAUAUUAUAAACUUUCCUUCCUUGGCAUUCUCAUAUUAGCCUCUCGACGGACACAGUCUAACUUAUUCUUAAUUUUCGUUCUUAUCAAUGGAUCUAUCGAUGCUCCUGACCUUCUAUCUUCAAUCUUAUUUCGCAUUUCCUUCUACCCAAUUAAAGACUAUUUUCUUUUCCAUUUGUAUUGUAAACUGUAAUAAGGCCUAAUUUACUGAAAAUUAAAAUGUAGUUUUUAAAACUGUAAAUUUAAAUACCCUGUUUAGUUCAUUAAUUGGUUGAUGUGUAGUUAUAGCUCGAUAGUUUAAGUUAGAUUGGGGGUUGGUCUGGUCGUCGGUUUGAAUUUAUUCUAGAGAACGCUGGAUUUUUUUUGGAUUAGUUAAAUCUUCAUUUAGUAUAUUUUUUUUUUUUGUUUAAAAUGAAUUAUAUGUAAGAUUAAAUAUUAUAUAUUGUAACAUUACAUGUAGAUAGUUUAAUCAAAAUAUUCAAGGUUAAAUAAAUGUUUAGUUUAACCCUGCAUAACAUUGAAAGUACAACUCAUAAUAAUAUUCAAGUGCUUAGGUAACAAUGAAUAAAAUGAAAUAGAAAAAUAUCACUUGGAACUAAUAACUAUUGUAAAAUUAUAAUACAAAGUUAAUAUUAUUAAUAUAAUGUGUAAUAAGAAUAACUGAUAAGUGAUAAAUAUUAAAAUCGCAAUGUAAUCGACUCUGCAUAAACAUUAAUUAGGUAUACUUAUCUCUAACGUUUAAAUACUCAGAACUCAUAAUGAUGGGAAUUAGUAUUUAUUAAUUUCACCGGUUCCAAAUCUGAUUACAAGUAUUAAAUUACCGAUAGAUUUAUCACUCAAAAAUUCCCUUACUAUAGUGGCACUAAAAUAAUAUUAUUUUUACAUUUUCAGCCCCUAACGGUCUCCAUUAUUAUUGAUUAUUAUUAUUAUCUGAGAUGCAGUUCUUCGGAUUAUUAUCAUUAUUUUUGUUUAGUACAUACAUACAUUAUUAUGUUUCAAAACAUAAACACGCAUACAGUGUCCUACACAGAUAUACACAUUGAAAUAUCUCGGAAAGUACUUAUUUUUUUCGGAAUUAUUAUUAUUUUUUUUAUAAAUUACGAACAAUUCUACAUUUUAGAUUAAAAGUGUAGCAAAGAAUGUAUUGGUUAAAAGUAAAAUUUGAUUGUUAAACAUUCUUUGAGCUUUUGUUGUAAAAAUUAACAAUUAUUAUUGAAUUAUAAAAAAAAUAAUUGCAUACCAUUGCAGGAUAUCGAAUAUAUGGUAUAUAUCUGAAAAAAAAAGCGGUUUCUUAUUUUGUGAAAUAUCUAAAACAAAUUAAUUUACCUAGAUAUAAUAUAAAACAACUGAAUAAUAAUUUUUAAUUCGUUUUCACGGACGUCAUAAUUCCCCGUCUAUGUAUCGUAUUAAUUGAUAAUUCAAUUAUAUUCCAAUAAAUCACAAACUAAAGCAAACUCAAUUACUGUAGGAUAUCAAGAUACAAAAAUGUCACGGAUCCUAUUACGUAAAGUUAAUAAAAUAUUUAAAUUUUUACUCAGAAAAAAUAUUGAAUAACGAAAAACCAGUAAAAUAAUCACCAUCAAUAGGUAAUUUAAUAUUUGAAUUUAAGCAGUGCUUGAAAUGGGGGGAAAAAAAAAGACGGAUUUUAUAGUUUAGAAACCGUUGUUGCAUGGUAGAUAAUAAGUUUUCACUGCAUAACCUCGUGUAUUAAAUGUUUGUCACGAGAUAACAAAGAAUGUAUUGGUUUUACUAAGAUGUUUUUUUUUUUAUAUCUUGCUCUGAUUUACAAAAAUUUUCUUGGGAUGGUAUUUUAGGAAGAUCAUUUUUUAAUUUUCCCUGUAGUUCUCCCAAUAAAAGAGAAAAACUGAGAAAAAACAUAAGAAAAACGAAAAAUUUACGAAAAUAAUGCUUUUAUUAUUUAAAAUGUUGUUUUCUUGUUGUAAUUCAGUCAAAAAUAUUUAUAGAGACUUGAAAUUCGGAUAGAAAACUUAUACUUACAUUUUUUAGACGUGGUAACAUUUUCAAAAUAUUUAAGCCAUUUUUAAUCUAUUUAUAGACAUUUUAAUUUUGCGAGUUUUGUACGUAAUUUUUAUUAGGUAGGUACUCUGUGGUAAAAUUGUUAGACUUAACAGAAAUGCUUAAAAAUUUAACAGGAUUUUCAUUAAAAGUAUAACUUUGUGGCAAAAAAAAAAAAAUUGAGUUUACGGAGUAUUUUUUUUUAUAAAGGAAUUUUAAUAUCAAAUUUUGCCGAAAAUCGUUUGAGUUUGAGUAACAAAUUAUGUGGAACAAAUCUUAUUUUCUUUUUUCUUUUCUUUUUUUGACAUACGUAUUUUGCCGAUUUAAAAACCAUGGUGAAGUCAGAAUUGAGCGGACUGUCCAAGUUUCGGAAUUAUAGCUUUUUGAAAUUCUGAUAUUAUACAUAUAUUAUAUGUUAUGNACCGAUUUGUUGUGCAAACUUUACUACCAGAAAUCUUGCUCGGAUGUAUGAAAUGUAGCUUAUUUUCUGAAAGAAAAUUUUAUCUCCAUGGUAAUUUAGGGAGGUCAGUUUUUGAUUUUUCAAGCGGUUUUUAUAAUACCCGAGAAGAAUGAAAAACGAGAAAAUGUACGAAAUAUAUUAGUUAAAUAUUACGAUAUUUUGUUUCUGUAGGUAACUUUUCUACCAGAAAUUUAACACCGAUUUACAACGAUAGCAUUUUUUCUAAAAGGAGAUCUGAUUGGGAAGGUACUUUAGAGAAGUCAUUUUUUGAUUUUCCAAGUGUUCCCCAGUGAAUGUGAAAAACCAGGAAAAACACGGGAAAACCUGGAAAAACGAGAAAAUCGGUAAAAUAUUAAACAAAUAUUUUAUAGAAAAUAUACGAGGGCUAAUCAAAAAGUAUCGAGACUGAUAAUAUUACUCGGAAACCGAGCGUUGAAGAGCAAAACGAUUUGUAAACCUUGCUUCUAUGACUUAUACUGAGCACAUCUAUUCGUAUAAAAUCUCUAUAAACUUCUUCGUUUUUAUUUGACGAUAUUUUUCUAAAAUUUGUUUUUCACGUUUGGCGAUUUUGUAAUGAAUCCAAAAGAAGCGGAACUCGCUGCCACUCGAGGGCACAUUUUCAGUUUUUCAAUUGAAAUUUAAUGGCAAAAACCACGAAAUGUUGCAUCCAUUUGAAACUGGUAAAAAAUGCAGACAAAUUUUCUAAACUCUCCAAAUGUGUCAAGUUACUCUUCUUUUGGGUUUAUUACAAAAUCGCCAAACUCAAAAAUAUAUUUUACAAAAAUAUCAGUGAAAUCAAACCGAAGAAUUUUAUAUAGAAGCAAUAAAAACAAAUGUACUCAGAAAAAGUCAUAGAAGCAAGUGAUACCAAUCCUACUGCUCUUCGAUGCUCCUUUUCCGAAUGAUACUACCAGUCUUGAUAAUUUUUGAUUAGCCCUCGUAUAUUGUCUAUUUAAUUUUUUUACCAUAAUAUGAUAUGUAUAUUAUAUAUUGUUGACAAAACAUCACUAUACACUAAAUUGUACUAAGAAUCGUUUUUUUGUUAACAAUGAUUUAUCGUUGCUUACAGAUAUGCAUUAAAUUACCUAUAACAGUGGCUGCACCCGUCUCUAUUAUACUAGGACACAUUUUUUUUCACCCUGGCUUUUUGGCCCUAAACGACUACUUUUGAUUUUUAAAUGGUAACUUAUAUUGAAAAUUCCUUAAAUAGAUGGAGUAUCAAUUAAAAUAAUUUUUGGUGUCGACAUUUUUGAUUUCCGUCAAGCUGUUCACGAAAUAUUUCACUUUUAAGUUUAGGUGUGGGAGGAGGAAUGUAGUGGAACAGCAUAUGUGUAGUGGUAGGCGGUCGUGUUUUUGACAGUGCUCCACUACUUUCCCCCCGCCUCAACCUUAAAGUGGAAAAGUUUUAACAAUGAUAAUUAUUUUAACUGAUUCUCUAUCUAUUUAAGGAAUUUUAAAUAUAGGUUUCUAUUUUAAAAUCAAAAGUAGGUAGCCGUUUUACCCCUGAAAAUAGGUUUGAAAAAAAAAGUAAAGUAGCACCUUAGAACUAUUUAUUUCGUAAGUUUUUUAAAAUUAAAGACGGAUAUACUUCGCACGCAAGAGUGAACCUAGAGGGGUACGGUGGUCAUAAUAUCUCUUUCCCAAUAAUUGUUUUUUUUAACUUUCUAGUUGGCCAUUUUACAUUUAUGAAAAACUAAAUAACUGUACAUAAUGGCUAAGUGGUAAUUUGUAUAAGAUUGUGAUAGUGAUGUUGAAUACAAUUACUUAUUAUUGAAAAUAUAAGUUGUAAACAUUACAGAUGUGUGCAUCAGUAAUAACAAGUGGGAUAUUCAGUAGUGAGAGGGAUUAUAAAUCCCAAUGUAAAUGGUAAUCGAUACUAUAAAUAGCCAACCGAACGUGGUUACUGGUUAACUUGAUAUCUUCUGGGAUUUUAGCAAAUUUUAACAAAAUUUAGCAAUCACUACUAAUAUUAACACUAAAUAGCAGUUUGUUAUUGCUAUAGUAAAAUAACAGUGCUAUUAUAUCUGCUACUGCUAUUUCCUACUAUCACUAAUAGUGACUAUAGAAGAACCAUAAAACUGUUCUAUGGCAAUUAAUUUUAUUUCCAACAAUUUUGCGUCAUGAUCACUGAUUAAGAUAUAUCUUAAUUCUUGGUCAUGAUGUAUUGUUAUCUGUAAUAUGUUGAUUUGAUGUACAUAUAAAUACAACAAUACUUGUUUAGUGGUACUGUCUUUGCUUAUAUUUUACUAGCUGUCCCGCGCCCGGCGUUGCCCACGCCAAUUUUUAUUAUUAUUAUUAUUAUUAUUGUUUAAUUGUGAAAAUUUAAUAGUAUAAAAAAUAUAGUAAUAAUAAUAAUUAUAAUAGUUUUAUUUUCCGUGGCAACCAAAUUAUCAUCCGUAACACCAAGGUAACCAUUGAAUAAACAAAAAUAAAUAAUUAAGCAAUUAGAUAUUCGUAUCGAAUAUACCUAAAAAACCUUUUUUUACCCCCUUAUGUGUUGAAUUUUUAAAAAUCUUUUCUUAGCAAAUGCUUACGUCAUAAUAACUGUGUACCAAAUUUCAGCCUGAUCCGUCCUGUGGUUUGGGCUAGGCGAUGAUGAAUCAAUCAGUCAGGAAAUGUUAUUUAAUAUAUGUAGAUUAUAAAUCAUAUUUAAUAAUAAUAAUAGUAAUAUUUUAUUAUUUAUUUUAUCUUAUUUGAUUAAUUAUAAAACUACUUUGUCAUUGGCCAAUCUAUUAUGCCGCUUAUCGUGUACAGCACCUGUUACCGUUGUUGGCAAUGAAAGGUCAUUUAGCAUAUUGAAAUUAGUCAAAAACCAUUUAAGAAUAACCCAAGAAGAUAUUAGGUUAAACAAUUAGGUUUGAUGUUGUUUUUUUCCGAAAAAAAUUGUGUAGAUUAGUAUCCAAUAGAUAAUAUAUUAUAUUCAGUGGCGUACCGAGGAGGUUUUUUUUUUAGUGGUACACACAAUUAGCUAUUGCUAUUUAACCGUGAAAGCAUUUCACAGUGCCAUUUUAAAAAUAAAUAUUUUUCAUAAUAAAUUGUAAUUGUAUACAUGAAGAUUGAAAAUCAAAGAUAUUAAUAAUAAUUAUUAUUAUAAUAAUUAUUCCUACAGGCCCUAGCGCCAUCUAUAAAUAUAUUAAAUUAUAUAUUUUUAUUAUUAAGCAUUUAUUAUUUUGUUGCACAUUUUUGUAAUUAAUGGUAAAGGAUAUUUUUAUAAUCUAUAAGUAUUAUUCCUUGAAUUUUUAAUUUACUUAUAAAUUAAAUCAUUUUAACAAUAUAAUGAUGAAACGGUUCCGACAAAAUUACAAAAAUAAGUUGUCCCGGAUCAGUUUUCGCCAAACUACUAACUUUGCCUCCCCCAUAAAAACCUCCUUGGUACGUCUCUGUUAGCGCGUGGGUGCAGCCACUGUUGUAGGUGGGAAGUUGGGAAGGUAGUAUAUAGAUGGGAAUUUAUUGUAUAUCUGUAAGCAACGAUAAACCAUUGCUAACGAAAAAAACGAUUCUGAGCGGAGUUCAGUUGAUAGUGAUGUUUUUUUAACAAUAUAUAUAUAUCAUAUUAUAGUAAAAUAAUUAAAUAGGCUUUAUAUAUUUUCUUUAAUAAUAUUUGUUUAAUGUUAUAUCUCGGUUUUUCACAUUUGACUGGAAAACUUUUGGGAAAAUCGAAAAAUGACCUCAUUAAAAGUAUCUUCUUAGAACGAUUUCCUUUCAGAAAUGGUGCUACACUUAGAAAUCCGAGUAAUUCUUUUGAUAAAAAAUUUGUUUACAGAUUAAAAAAAAAAAUACUUCUUUGUAAAACCAUAAGCUUCUUCGCUCCACUGAAUACCUAAAAAUUCUGGAAAAAAUUAAUAUUUACCGAGAUAAUGCAAUGGGUAUAUAUUUUUUUUAUAUACAUGGUUAAUUAUAUUAAUAUGCGCGAGUAAAAUUAAUAAAUUUCUGGAAAACCGGAAAAAAUGUAAAUAAAAAGUGGACGAAUUUAUUGCGUUAACGAUUUUAUUAGUUUAAAUUUAAAAAAACAUAUUUUUUAGUUUUAAGUUAUUUAUAAGCAUUUGCUUUUUUUUAGUGUAAAAUUAACGCAUUUCAAAACAUGUUUUACUAAAUUUCAUUCAGAAUCGCGUAUUUCGUCUUCAAUUAAUUAUCGUUUUCUGUAGUGUACACACGUGGUAUUAUUGAGUAACCUAAUCCAGCCGGUCCAGGGAAAAUAGGAUAUUGUGUAUUAAGUGUAAACUGUAUAAAACACCAAGUUAAAGAUUUUACAUUUUAUUUAUCACAAUACGUAUGCUAACUUAUCAAGCAUUUAGUUUUAUUUUAAAUUCCGAGCGUAGCCAGGGUGCUAUUGAUUUUACAAUGCUGUUUAUUUUCUUUCUUUCUUUGUUCUAGUCUGUGGACACGUUUUUUUCUAGUAAACUUGCUUUGAUGUAUACGUGUGGCAACUUUUCUGAAAGUUCGAGUUAGAUUGUACUUUAAAGAUGUCAUUUUUUGAUUUUUGACACCAUUUUUAAAUAAAAGCAAUUUAGUGGAAAAAAACUUAAGAAACCGUACAAUUUCACGAUUUCAUUAUUUUUACAAAACACUUUUUUUGUUUUCCUUUUUAUUUACUUUCUUAUGGUAUCAUUUCCAAAAUUUUUGACCCAUUUUUGAGCUUUUAAGAAAUUUUAAUUUUUGGGAGUUAUUUUGCUGUAAUUAGGUUAUAAAUACACGUGGAGACUUGAAAUUUGGUAAUAAUACUUAUAUUGAACUUACCUAAAUGUGGUAAAAUUUCUAAAAUCUUCGGAUAACUUUUUUUUACAUCAGCGUUUGGAAAUCAAAUUUAAACAAAAAUCGCAAAAAAAAAUAAAAAAAAAAAUACGUCACUUCAAAUUAUGUAUUACCGAACAACGUUCGGAAUCGUCUUUCAUCAAGUAAUGAUUUAUCGUUGCUUACAGAUAUAUAUGAAAUAACCUUAUGUAUCCUACCUUCUAGGCUUCUCACCUAAAAUAGUAGCCGCUCUCAUCCCCAGUAUCAGGUUUUUUUUUUAUUAUACAGUUAUUUAGAUAUUUAAUUACAUCAAAGUAAAGGAAAUUACUACUCAUGUAAAAUUAAUAGUAUUUUUAGGACGUCCCCAUUUUGACCUACGUAUGCAGAUACUUAAACUUAUUUUAACCUUUAUCAUUAUGAGGCUUAACUGAAUAUUUAAACAUGUCCAUUAGCAGACCCCAUUGAGUACAUGGUUCAAAUUUCGAACAUUUUAAUUGCAAGUUGUUGUAAAUAUAUUAUUAUUAUUAUGUCGUUGUGAUAUACGAGUCGCUGUAGUAUAAAGUCGUUUUAUAUACAUAUCUUGAUUUUCUAGAUAUUAUCUAUAGUAUACGUACCCUACGGAGCCAAGCCCGAUACUAUAAUUCUGUUUGUAGUCAAGUACCUUUAUAAUAAUAUAAUAGCUGUGUAACCACAGCUGAAUUGAAUACUCAAUUAAACGUAAUGUACUUACGUACCUACCUGUCUACAUAAUAUAAAUAAAUCAUAAUCCUGCCAAUAUAUAUUAUGUACUAUUAACGUAAACUCUACGAAUUCUGUAUUUACUUUUAUAUUUUAGAUUCUGAGCGGAGCGAGGAAUGUAUUAGUUUUACAAUAAUAUUUACUAUUAUUAUAAUUAUUUUUAUGUGAACAUUUUUCCUCCAAUUAUCAAGUAUAGCACUUUUUCUGAAAGGAAAUGUUCUCUGGGCGGUACUUUAAAGAGGUUAUUUUUUGAAAUUCUCAUUAAUAUUUGAUAUGAUGAAAAAAACCUGGUUCUUUAGGUUAAAAAGAUUGAAAGAUUAAAAAGCGGUUGUCAUUGGUAACCGUUUUUAUUUAUUUAUUUAUAUUUAUAAGUUUCUAUUAUUUUAAUAUUUUUAAAUAAUCAUUGUUGUCAUAGAAACGAACAUUGUAAUCAUUUUACUACAUUAAUAUGACAUAUAUAUUGUAGAAAAAGCUUUACUAUCAAUUGAACUCCGUCCUGAAUCGUUUAUUCGUCAGCAAUGGUUUAUUGUUGCUUAAAGAUAUAUAUUAAAUUCCUGUCUGUAUCUUACUUUCCCAACUUUCCACCUACAACAGUAGCUGAGCCCAUUACAUGCGAAGUAUGUCCGUCUUUUUUAUAUUAUUUAUUGUAUUAUAAUAUUUUAAAACUCAAAUAUUACGCUGAUUAAUAAUAUAGGUAAACAAGUAAGUAUAAGUAGGUACGUAAAUACUUGAAUAGCAAUUAAAAAUAUUUUUGUAAUUUAAAAAAAAAAUUAUGUGGUACUCGUAGUCAAACAUAUUUUUUGCUGCUUAAUUUAAAUUUAAUAAAUUUAUUUUUAACUACAAAAUUAUUUAUCGAUUUUUCUUGAUUUUUAUACGGGUUUCGUUAAAGUUAUGAACUUUAAAGUCUUUAAAAGACUUACUAAGAAAAACGAGUAUCUAUUUAUAACGUAAUAAAAAUGAAUAGUCAGACUAAUCAGUUCAACGAAUUAAAAUAUUAUUUUACAAUGAUUUUGUUGAAUAUCAAAUUACACAAUAAAUAAAAAAACGGUAGGUUUCUGGUAAAUCGAUAAAAUCUCCGGAAUUCGACAAAGAAAAAAAUUGAGUGGGUAUAAUAAUAUUGUUAAAAAAAAAAGAAUUUAAUUAAAUAAUUAAAAUGUAUUAUUGUUAAAGGAAAUUUUCAAGGGGGAUAUUUUCUUAGACUAUUUUCAAGUCAUAAAUUUAAAACGUUGCACGUGUCAAAUAUGUAUUUAAAUAAAAAAAAUGAUACAUUUUAAAUAAAUAGUUAAAUAUAUAACUAAUUAACCUCGAAAAGUAACCAUUAAUUUAUUUAAAGUGCCAAGUGUAUUGCGUAAUUUAAAAUCACACCAAAUCACUUCUUUAUAACUUCGUGUAGAAAAAAUGCUAUCAUUGUAAAUCGGUGUUAAAUUUCUGGUAGAAAAGUUACCUACUCCAUCUAUUUAAGGAAUUUUCAAUAUAAGUUACCAUUUAAAAAUCAAAAGUAGUCGUUUAGGGCCAAAAAGCCAGGGUGAAAAAAAAUGUGUCCUAGUAUAAUAGAGACGGGUGCAGCCACUGUUAUAGGUAAUUUAAUGCAUAUCUGUAAGCAACGAUAAAUCAUUGUUAACAAAAAAACGAUUCUUAGUACAAUUUAGUGUAUAGUGAUGUUUUGUCAACAAUAUAUAAUAUACAUAUCAUAUUAUGGUAAAAAAAUUAAAUAGACAAUAUACGAGGGCUAAUCAAAAAUUAUCAAGACUGGUAGUAUCAUUCGGAAAAGGAGCAUCGAAGAGCAGUAGGAUUGGUAUCACUUGCUUCUAUGACUUUUUCUGAGUACAUUUGUUUUUAUUGCUUCUAUAUAAAAUUCUUCGGUUUGAUUUCACUGAUAUUUUUGUAAAAUAUAUUUUUGAGUUUGGCGAUUUUGUAAUAAACCCAAAAGAAGAGUAACUUGACACAUUUGGAGAGUUUAGAAAAUUUGUCUGCAUUUUUUACCAGUUUCAAAUGGAUGCAACAUUUCGUGGUUUUUGCCAUUAAAUUUCAAUUGAAAAACUGAAAAUGUGCCCUCGAGUGGCAGCGAGUUCCGCUUCUUUUGGAUUCAUUACAAAAUCGCCAAACGUGAAAAACAAAUUUUAGAAAAANAGUAUAAGUCAUAGAAGCAAGGUUUACAAAUCGUUUUGCUCUUCAACGCUCGGUUUCCGAGUAAUAUUAUCAGUCUCGAUACUUUUUGAUUAGCCCUCGUAUAUUUUCUAUAAAAUAUUUGUUUAAUAUUUUACCGAUUUUCUCGUUUUUCCAGGUUUUCCCGUGUUUUUCCUGGUUUUUCACAUUCACUGGGGAACACUUGGAAAAUCAAAAAAUGACUUCUCUAAAGUACCUUCCCAAUCAGAUCUCCUUUUAGAAAAAAUGCUAUCGUUGUAAAUCGGUGUUAAAUUUCUGGUAGAAAAGUUACCUACAGAAACAAAAUAUCGUAAUAUUUAACUAAUAUAUUUCGUACAUUUUCUCGUUUUUCAUUCUUCUCGGGUAUUAUAAAAACCGCUUGAAAAAUCAAAAACUGACCUCCCUAAAUUACCAUGGAGAUAAAAUUUUCUUUCAGAAAAUAAGCUACAUUUCAUACAUCCGAGCAAGAUUUCUGGUAGUAAAGUUUGCACAACAAAUCGGUGAGGUAUUUUGUCCGAGCGAGCGAUAGCUGGGUUUCUAGGUACACCAAAAAUGCAUUUGUUUUUUUCCCUGUAUGGUAAACAGGAAAAAAUAAGUGCAAUUUUUUUUUGAAGAGCUCAAGACCACUAGGAUGACAAUAGAUAUGUAGAACUAUUCGGCUACGACAAUCAUAUUCUAAAGAAGUCAAUAUAGAGUUAUUUAACAUAACAUAUAAUAUAUGUAUAAUAUCAGAAUUUCAAAAAGCUAUAAUUCCGAAACUUGGACAGUCCGCUCAAUUCUGACUUCACCAUGGUUUUUAAAUCGGCAAAAUACGUAUGUCAAAAAAAGAAAAGAAAAAAGAAAAUAAGAUUUGUUCCACAUAAUUUGUUACUCAAACUCAAACGAUUUUCGGCAAAAUUUGAUAUUAAAAUUCCUUUAUAAAAAAAAAUACUCCGUAAACUCAAUUUUUUUUUUUUUUGCCACAAAGUUAUACUUUUAAUGAAAAUCCUGUUAAAUUUUUAAGCAUUUCUGUUAAGUCUAACAAUUUUACCACAGAGUACCUACCUAAUAAAAAUUACGUACAAAACUCGCAAAAUUAAAAUGUCUAUAAAUAGAUUAAAAAUGGCUUAAAUAUUUUGAAAAUGUUACCACGUCUAAAAAAUGUAAGUAUAAGUUUUCUAUCCGAAUUUCAAGUCUCUAUAAAUAUUUUUGACUGAAUUACAACAAGAAAACAACAUUUUAAAUAAUAAAAGCAUUAUUUUCGUAAAUUUUUCGUUUUUCUUAUGUUUUUUCUCAGUUUUUCUCUUUUAUUGGGAGAACUACAGGGAAAAUUAAAAAAUGAUCUUCCUAAAAUACCAUCCCAAGAAAAUUUUUGUAAAUCAGAGCAAGAUAUAAAAAAAAAAACAUCUUAGUAAAACCAAUACAUUCUUUGUUAUCUCGUGACAAACAUUUAAUACACGAGGUUAUGCAGUGAAAACUUAUUAUCUACCAUGCAACAACGGUUUCUAAACUAUAAAAUCCGUCUUUUUUUUUCCCCCCAUUUCAAGCACUGCUUAAAUUCAAAUAUUAAAUUACCUAUUGAUGGUGAUUAUUUUACUGGUUUUUCGUUAUUCAAUAUUUUUUCUGAGUAAAAAUUUAAAUAUUUUAUUAACUUUACGUAAUAGGAUCCGUGACAUUUUUGUAUCUUGAUAUCCUACAGUAAUUGAGUUUGCUUUAGUUUGUGAUUUAUUGGAAUAUAAUUGAAUUAUCAAUUAAUACGAUACAUAGACGGGGAAUUAUGACGUCCGUGAAAACGAAUUAAAAAUUAUUAUUCAGUUGUUUUAUAUUAUAUCUAGGUAAAUUAAUUUGUUUUAGAUAUUUCACAAAAUAAGAAACCGCUUUUUUUUUCAGAUAUAUACCAUAUAUUCGAUAUCCUGCAAUGGUAUGCAAUUAUUUUUUUUAUAAUUCAAUAAUAAUUGUUAAUUUUUACAACAAAAGCUCAAAGAAGGUUUAACAAUCAAAUUUUACUUUUAUUUUUAAAUAUAUAGAAUAUAGACGUAUGAAUUAAUUAUUUCUGAAUAGGUAGGUACUACGUCUCACUAUAAUAAGGUACCUACUCAUUUUAUUUAUUCUAAUAUUAUUCAUUCCACUUAAGUUCAAUCUCAAAAAUCGUAUUAUAUAAUAUUUUUUUGUAUAAUUCAAUAAGAAUAAUAAUUCGAAUGCUACACUUUUCAAUAUAAUUUAUUCAUUAUCAUACAUUUUUUGUAAAUAUUCCGUUCGGUGCUCUUGUGCUUGUAUAUAUUUUCUUCAGUUAUUUCUCUUAUUCGCAAUGAUGCUACUAUUAUUAUUAUACACGGAACUCGUUGAUUUGGCAGUGAGACACCAUCAUGAACUUCUUUGAAACGAGACAGCCAUGUAUAUCCUUUUAAAUGACAACAAAAGCAUUUUCAUUGUUUAGCUUGGUAGAACAUUUUUUCGAUUGCAAAUCGUCUUAUUCAUCUUUACCGUUGACCCAAUUCGUAUGAUUUAACUCGACAUUUUUUGUAUCAAAUAAGAUAUUAUAGUAAAUGUAAUUGUCAUAAUAUUAUUAUUAUUACGAUAAAGUAUGCAUCUUAACAUUUUCCAAUAAAAAUAAUACCCAUUUAAAUAAAAUAACCGAGAUUCGCUUUACUCUAUAGUUUUCGACGAAUAAUAUUACUUCUUGAAUUUGGCUCAAGUACAUACCACCUAACUAUAUGUAACCUAGUAUAUUAUAUGUUAUUUUGGUGCAAGUUACUAAAUUACACGCUUUGAAACACACCAUUUUGUGAUUAUAAAAAUAACUUUGGCUUUCCCCAUCCCGAAGGGUUAGGUUAGGUUAGGCUCGAAGGAUCGUGUUACCACAAAAUGUUUGUACUUUCUUUUUCUGUUUAUAUUUUUCACAAAUAAAUGUAUCUUGUUAUGUUUUGCAAAACCACGUCGGGUAGGUAAAAGGAGAAAACGUUUUAUUUGACGUGAAAUUUUAAAUGGACCAUUGAGAACACGAUACAAAAAAGUACGUGCAAAAAUGUUGAGAUAACAAGAUUCUCCGAGUUGCCUCGAUUGUCUUGUGUUUAUAAUAGAUUCCGAGAAAAUAGAGAAAAUUAUAAUAAUGUAUAUUAUUAUAUGAAUAUUUUACGUAGGUACUGUUACAAUCAUGAUAAUGUUUUAUUUAUUUUUAUUUCUUGAAAAACACUUUUUGUCUAUAUUAUUGUAUACUAUAAACAUGGCUAAAAAUAUUCAUUUAGAUAUAGAUACACGGAGGUACCUACCUACUUUACAUACAGGAAAUUAUAAACAAAUAACAGUCGAGAAACGGAAAAAGAGAUAUUUUUCGUAUUUCCCGUGACGUUUGGUGACCGAGAAAUCCGUCGAUAUAAUGAAUUACCGAAAAAAAAAAUCAUACAAUAAUAUUAUAAUCAAGAGCAUUUGAAUUCAAAUUUGAGAUUCACUUUAUAUAGAAUCAUUUUUUCAAUAAAGCUAAAAUUACUAUAGUGAUCAUUGAUCAAAUAUUGUAAUGUGCACUAUGCUAUUUAUUCACUGAAGCUUUUAUAAAUAAUAAUAUAUUUAUCAAAUGUAUGGUUUCUGUAUGUAGGUUAUUUAAGUUAAGACUAUCAUUAAAUCUCUUCAAAUUUAAAUAAAUGUUUCUUUAUUUAGGAUUCGCUCACCUGUCUUCUUUUUAACUUGAUGAUACCUAUAUUAUAUUAUGCAUGUUUUUGAUAGUAUUAUGGACCUUUGUUUUAUAUUAAAUAGUAAACUUGACCCUGGCUCCCAUAUUGAGUAUAUAUGUUACAAGACUCUUAAAACUCUUGGUUUUAUUUGUUAAAUAUUUCGUGUGAUCCUCAUGGCUACGUCCGUGUUUCUAAAAUUCUCAAUUUAGCUUUACCUACUUGCAUUGUUCAACUUUAAGGUUCCUCAGAGAACUACAAGAACUACUGUUAUUUUUCUUUUUUCCCUCUCUACCACUAACUACCUACAGAAUUCUACAGAAUGAAAAAAUUAGGUGACUUAUGUCUCUCGCCAAUGCGGAUCCCUCCUUUUCUUAUAACCAAAUAUUUUUGUUAAUGUAUAAUGUUAUUGUAAAAAUUAUAACUUAUCGGUUAUUGUACUUUUAGCUAACUUGAUUGAUACUAUUAUUAUAUUAAAGACUUUUGUUGUUUAUUUAUUAAAACUAAAAUAAUAAAACUAUUUUAAUUGUGUAUUAGGAGAAUACUUGAGACAAAAAUACGUCGAGUAGAAUAAAGAUAUGAUUUUAAUAUUACAAAUAAUUAUUAUUAUCUAUCUGAUAUGAGUGCUAUGUGUACAUUUUUAGUUUAUUUUGAGGCCUGAGAGUUAAAUUUAACCAGCAAAAAUUAACUGUGGGUCAAGAGACCAAUGAACCUCGAUUUGCCACUAAGAUAACUGUCUUAUAUUUGUAAUUUAUAUAAAAAAUUAUGGCCGUAAGGGGGAAAAAAUGUCUACCUUGAUCAAACCUCCCUUUCUUCUUGUAUUAAUUUCGUAAACAAAUCAAUUCCAAUAUAGGAAUACAAUAUAUAUUAAAUUGUAAGUAUAGUAUACAAUAAUAAUUUGUUUUAAAUAAAAAUAAUAAAGUUAAGUAAACUGCAGGUUAUUAAAAAAAAAAAAAUAAUAAAUGUUUUAUGGGGUAUACUCUAUUUACUAUAGUAUUAUACUGCAAAAAAAUAGGUCAUCCUGCGGGUUAAUGUGUAACUCGAUGGCUUUUAUGAAAAGCUAAAAAAUUCACCCACCUAUUUUAUGUGCAAAUUUACAAAGCUCUGCUGAUUGAAAUUUAAAUACAGUCUUGUAAUAUGCAUUUACAUAAACGCGAGACACAACUUUAUUCCCUUUUACUGCGAGUAAAUUAAAUUCAUAUAGGUAAAAUCUAAAAAGUGAGUAGAUCUGCGUAAAUUUACAUAUAAUUUUAAAUUAUAUAGUUGUAUUAAAAAAAAAAAAAACGUAUUGUACAUAAAUACACCUACAUAUAUAAUUUUACUAUAAAUUAAUAAUUUAUGUUAAAACAAUACAAUUUGUUAAUUUGUUACAUAAAAUCACUUUUUGUGCUGUCACUUUUGUCGGUGGGAAGUUGGAAAGGUAGGAUAUAGACGAGAAUUUAAUGUAUAUCUGUAAGCAACGACCAUUGCUAACAAAAAACGAUUUUGAGUGGAAUUUAGUUGAUAGUGAUGCUUUAUCAACAAUAUACAAGGUGUCCUACGAUGAUCUGCCACUCGAAAUAACUUUAUUCCGUUCAAUAUUUUUGAUAUAUUCGUUUUAAAUAAUUAGUAUGUUUCUGCGCUACAGUUUACAUCUGAACAUUAUUAUUUUUUUAGGGAGAAUAGGACUUAAAAUAAAAAGUUUAAAAUUUUACUAUAAUUGUUUUAAAAAAAAUCAAAAUAGUAAUUUUGUAAAAUAGAUUUAUAGAAAAUGUUUGAUGGUUGAAACUUUUGUUAAAGUAUGGUCUUUUAUUUUCUACGAUUUUUUGAAAAUUUGAAUAAUUGUCUUUUCAAUCAUAUCAAUAUUGUUUAUCAACAUAAAUUACUAUUAUUAACUGAUUGAUACUAUCUUAUACCUAUAAUACGAUAUAAUAUUAUUGCAUGAUAUUAGUUUUAUGGAAAAGAAAAUCCUUGUCAUGUCCCUCGACUAAUAACUGAUUAAAUAUUGUAAUAGGAUAAUCACAGUAGGUAAUAUUCACAUUUGCAAAAACUUCAAAAAAUCGUAGAAAAUAAAAGACCAUACUUUUACAAAAGUUUCAACCACUAUACAUUUUCUAAAAAUUUAUUUUACAAAAUGGCUAUUUAGAAUUUUUUAUUUUAAGUUCCCUACUUCCUAAAAAAAAAAAUGUUUUUAUAUAUAUAUAAGUAGCGCAGAGACAAUUAUUUAAAAAAAAAAUAUUUAUCGAAAAUAUUAAAUUGAACAAAAGUUAUUUCAUGUGGCAAAACAUUGUGAGAUACCCUGUAUAUGUCAUAUUAUGGUAAAAUAAUUACAUAUUAUACUAUACAUUAAACAUUUUCUUUAAUAAUAUUUGUUUAAUAUUGUACUUACCUUUUUUUCCAUUUUUUCCCGGUUUUUGCCAUGUUUUUCCCAUUUAUUGGGAAAGCUCCUAGAAAAAUCGAAAAAUGACUUCCUUAAAGUAUCUUUCCAGUCAGAUUUUCUUUUAAAAAAAGUUCUAUCAUUGUAAAUCGGAACAAAAUUUCUGGUAAAAAAGUUGUUCACAAAAAAAAAAAAAUAUAAAAUAAUUUAAUAAAAAAAAUGAGUUAAAAAUUAUUGAUAUGAAUUUAAACAAAAAAAUCUCUUUUUGGUUGACGUUUACCUCUGAUUCUAAGCUUAUGAAAUAAUUCCUACGAACUAGAGGGAAUAAGAACAGUAACUUAUAUUAUCUAAAAUUAUACUAAAAAAAAAUAAUUUUUCUUUUAAAAACCUAAAAUAUUUUAAUAUUUUAUAAUGAAAUCGAUAUGUAAGUAAGUAGUCAUAUUAGUGAAACAGGUUUUAUUGAAAUUGUAUUCAUGGUUCGAAUUCGUAUAACUUUUAUUAUUACAUACUAUAAAAAGAAUAAAAUACAUUUUCGCUACUGUUUAUGAAGUCAAUAUUUUUAAUUUAAAAAAUUAAAAUUUUAUUUUAUUUUGUGUACAAUAUUCUUUUUUUGUUUUUCUAACUAAUCGUUUGAAUGCGGCAAAGGACUUUUAACUUUCAUAUUGGGUGAGUAGUUAAAAAAAGAUAAAUAAAUAAUUCCGUUUUUGUUGUUUUUUCGUCUCGUAUUUAAUAUUUACAAAUAUGAUAGUAAAUAAAUGCACUUUGAACGAAGUUUUUCAUCCUGUUUAUUUUGUGAAUGUUAAAUUAUUAAUACUACAUAUAGGGGUUUAUUAUAUGAAAUAUAGUAAAUUAAAUUGAUAGGUAGGUGUAGUACCCGUAUCAAAUUGAAUAUUAUUGAUUAAUAUUUAUUAAACAGUAUUUAGUUUUCAAAUAAAAUAUUCAACUAAUAAUUCAAAAAGUGAUCGAUAUUAUCUCAGUGCGAAUUGACUCCUUGUAAACCUGAACUGACAAUAUUCCUACCCUUAAAUUCUAUUGAAUUAGCUCUCGAGAUUUGGCUAUUGAACUCCACAUUUAUUUUAUUUAAAAUGUAUAAUUACCUUGGCUUUCAAAUUUAAUACAUUAUAAAAGUAUUAUUUUCGUACGUAUCUAUAUAUUUUUAUUUAUAAAAUUAUCAUUUAAUUAAAUACAGGGCGAUUCAUUAAGCGUGCUCACUUUAUUUGUUUGGUUAAAUAUUGCAUAAAUUAAAGUUCUGAUUUUUGAAUUUGUAUAAGUGUAAGCUGAUAUUUUUGAAGACUUAAAAUUUCACAACAUUUAAGGAGUAUCGACAGAGUGUGACGACAUCAAUUUUGUUUUUUUCAAAUGAGAACCUACAUUAAAAAUUUCAUAAAUUGAUGCAUUAGUUUAAAUAAAUUCUGAUGUUGACAUUUUUGAUUUCCGUCAAUUCAUAUACGAGAUAUUUCACUUUUAAUUUUAGGUAGGGGGAGUGUAGUGGAGCACUAUGAAAAUGUUACUUGCUAUGCCACCACACAAAUCGUGCUUUUUAAACUAUUCUCCUGAGUAUUUUAAAGUAGUAUUACUCAGACAAUGUCCGUUCAGAUUUUGAUUAGAAUACGUCAAAAUGUCCAAAAAAAAUCAUCUAAUUUACAAUUUGCAUAAAACAUGGCGGUUUUCAUUUGAAAAGACAAAGUUAGUCUCGCCACAGGAUACUUGUUAAAAGUUUUAAAAAAUCUAAAAUUUGAAAAUACCUGUCAUAACUUCACUAAAGAAUUCCAAAAAUUAGAAUUUUAAUGUUUAUGCAAAAUUUAACAGUAAAAAUAGGAUGAGCAUGCUUAAUGAAUCACUCAGUUUAUAUUUAUAAACAAUAAAUCGAAAAAUUAAAAUAAUUUGAAUAAUAAAAAACUCGUCUGUAUAGUUUAUUAAUUAUACUAGCUAUCCCGUGCUCAGUGUUGCCCGUGCUAAUUUUUAAUGUGUUCAAUAUAAUAAUACACAUUAUGAAAAGUUCAAAAAAGAAACCUAAGAAAUUCAAUUAUACGAUAACUCUAUAUACAUGCAGAAGUAGAAAAGUUAGAAAACGCAAAAUGAAUCGAUAUUUAUACAUACACAAUCGUGUUUUGAUAAAAUUUAGAUUUUAAUGAUGGGAAAAAACGUCAAUUACCACAACAAACAUUAUCCACACAAUAAAUUGUAAUCUUAAUUUCUUAAAAAACUCAUAUGAUUUAGUAUUUUUUUUUCAUUUUUCUAUUUUUAUGUAUACCUGGCCCAAUGUGCUAUAGCUGUGGUGUGAUGAAAGUAUGUCUGGCCAUUCAUAAUUUUGUAUUAGUAUUUAACUAGGCAAGUAAUAAUAAUAAAAGUAUUUCAUUAUUUAGUUUAAUAAAUUAUUGUUUAUCCCUAACUUCAUUUAAACAAAUCAAAUGUGUCAAAUUAAAUCUUUGAAAUUCAUAGCAUCCUCCCCCUACUUUCGAAAAUAAACCCCGUUGCGCUACCGGUCAUUAUAUUAUUAUUACAUUGAUGGUUACCUCUACCUGUACUCAUGUAUACCACGCACAUGGUAAAAUAUUCAUUAAUAUUAUGUUAAUGAAAACGUAAUAUAGGUAACAAAGAUCAGAAUUAUUAUGAAUUACAUGAUUUAUUAACAACGGUAUUAGCUAAUUAAUUGAUGAAUGUACACUGCAAUAUAAUAAUAAUGUUUUGUACACGGAUAUAAUGAUAAUAGACUAUAUUACGGCGCAACGUUCAACUUUAUUCGAGGGAGUUAAAAACGGAAGUUGAUAUUGUGUAUUCAAAGGACGAUGUAAUAAUAGGAAUAUAAAGUAUAAUAUGAUCGUAAUAAGUUUAUAUCGUAUUUGUGUUAAAAUAAUAUUUUAUAAAUUAUAUGCUAUAGUCGUAAAUAACUCGUAAAUAAAAAGACGGACAUAUUUCACACGUGGAUGUUGUCACUGUUGUAGCCUUGUAGGUGGGAAGUUGGGAAGGUAGGAUACAGAAGUAAAUUUAAUGUAUAUCUAUAAGCAAAGAUUAACCGUUGCUAACGAAAAAACGAUUCUGAGCGGAGUUCAGUUGAUAGUGAUGCUUUGUCAACAAUAUAUAUAUGUGCCAUAUUAUGGUAAAAUAAUUAAAUAAGCAUUAUAUAUUUUCUUUAAUAAUAAUAAUUGUUUAAUAUUUUAUCCUUUUUUCCGUUUUACCUACGUUUUUCCAGAUUUUUUCUCGGGUUUUCCAAUUUGUCGAAAAAACUUCUUCUUCUUCAUUGGCAUCACAACUCUUCAAGAGUUUUUGCCACCACUGACACCUCCAUCCACUCUUCUCUAUUUUGUAAUUUUUCUUUCCAAUCCGGUAUCCAUAGUUUCUCUAAGUCCAGCUUUAUUCCAUCUAUCCAUGUCUUCAUUGGACUUCAUUUUGUUCUCUUCUCUGUAGGUUUCCACUCAACCGCCUCUAUACUAACUAUAACACUAUCGCUCAAAUCCUAAAAUUGAAAAACCGAAAAUGAUUAAUUUUCUCUUAUAGAUGGUUUUAUCUGACAAAUAAAUUUGAUUCAAAAAGAGCCUUAAACGACCAUAUUAUUAUUUCUAAAAUAACUAAAAGACUCAAAGGAAAAUGGCUAAAGGCUAAAAACAAAUUACAUCGUAAUUUUCCUAUUAGUUUGUAACUCUUCACUUAUAUACUGAGUUAAUAUUAAAUUACUAUUUGUACCAUAAAUUGUAAAUACGAAAAUAAUAAUUUAUAAAAGAAAUGAAAAUCGUAAUUAUGAGUUUAUAAAAUAAAUUCUGGUAUACACGCUCAGGAAUCGUACCUACUAUACUUAGUCCAGUGAUUUCGAUUCGAUUCGUAUGAAAUAUGAAUACAAUAAUAUCUACUGUUAUUUGCAGAAAUUAUGACUUGUCCAAUAAAUUUGUAUUUUUAUUUUUUCUGAAAAACAUCUAUAAGGUUAAAUAACAAAAAUCAUUCAAAUGGUAUACAUUAUAUACCUACCCACAUUAAAUGUAAUUAUUCCUAUUAUUUAUUAUUUUUAUAACGUAGUAUUAAAUUCGAAAGACUCGUAAAAACAUAUAGUUUUUAAGUAUGUAUUAAGUAUCUCAUAAUAAUAAUGUAUAAAUUGUAUAUCUCCGGUACUUUCGUUUUAAGAGACUAUUACAAAAUCUAAUGGCAUCGACUGCAGUGUAUGAAUAUAGUUGUAUAUAAGAAAACAGAAAAAAAAGUAAUAUCGUGGUAGUAAAAAAAUCUCUAUUUUCGUACACCCUAAAAUGGCUAAAAUAUAUAGAAUAAAACCCUUGUUUUAUGAACCUCUAAAAAUCAGAACCUGAGGCAAAGUACCUACGUACGUUCCCGUUUUCUUUCUUUCGACCCUGGCGUUUAUGUGCAGGAUCAACCCUAUUGUUUCCGUUCUAGAACCAUUGUUAUUGUAUGUUAUAUAUGAUGCGAGUACUAUACCAAAUCUCGACUCAUUAUAUUCUGACCGAGUUUUAUAAUUUAUGUAAUCAAUUAUAAAUACAUUCGAUAAGUACCUCAAUGCCUAUACCAGAAUAUAGAACAUAAGAGAUAAUACAUAUGACCUACAAAAUAUAUUUAAAUAGACUUAAAUCGAUCUAGUUACCUACGAAUCAAAAUAUAAAUUUAAAUUUAAUAAAUGUAAUAGUUGUUACAUGGUAGAUUGCAUUAUUAUUUGAGACUUGCUGAUUAAAAUACGUGAAAAAAGAUGUCCUACAGUAGAGUAAUUUCAACGAAAAAGGUAAAUUAUUUAUCGUUGAAACAGUAAAAUUUACAUAUAUAUCUAAGAUUUAUCUAGAUUAUAAGGGGUUCAAUUGUUAACAAGGUUUACCAGUAAAGGAUUCGGUGUUAGGCUAUUGGGGUAGUAUUUCAUUUUAGUAUGUAGUCUCCGAUAGUGUAUGAAAGGAAUAUCUUGGACGGUUUUUAUUCCGAGGUUAUCGUAUAAGUAGAUUGUUGGUAACAUACUAAGAGGCUUUUGCAACUUUGAGAAGAUUAAUAAUUUGCAAUUAUAUGGUUGACACAUUUAGUAAACUAUUAGAGCUAUUUUACAAGUUCCCACUUUCACGUAUUCACGUGAAAUUAAAAUUUGCAUAUAUAAAACCGUGUACUUAAAAAAUCUAUGUACACGUGUAAUUAUCUACGAUUAUUAUAUAUUUAUGUAUUUACGUGUAUUAAAUAUACGUGAAUAUAAAUUUACUCUACGUGAGUAUACAUGUUCUUACAGACUCGUGUUCACGUAUGUAUUAAUUCGUGUUUAUAAUCGAGACUUCUUGGGAGUACCCCAGAGGCCAAUACCGUAAAUUCAAAUUGGUCGAAGAAGAUUAGGUCAGGUUAGGUUUGAUAAAAUAUAACUCGAGUUGAUACAUUCAAGUUAAAUUUGAGAAAAAUUGUACAGUAAGUGUAAAUGUAUACUUAGUUGUUUGGGAGUUUGGGACGUCUAAGAUAAGAAUCCCAGGUGAGUCCUUUGCAUCCAAUAAUAGACUAAGAAACUUUACUUCAUGUUCGGUAAGCUCAGUUAAAUACUUGAUAUGACCAUUGUGAACUAUCCCAACCUAUCCAUUUUAAAUUAGAACAGGAGAGUUUCUGGAACAAAGGUUAAAUGUAACGUGAUUAGAUUUAGAAAAAUUGUUUUAUUCUAAAUGCGUGCGUAUUUUUUUCGUUUUUUUUUUGUUAUUUUUUUUUUGCAAGUUAUGAAUUAAACGAGUAACCAUAGAUAUUAUAUUUUUGUAUUUUUUCCGACAUGUGCGCUUAACUAAUUUAUAUUAUAGGUAUUAAAGUAUAUACUUACACGCGACGAAAAGGUCAGAUUAAAAUAUAAAAUAUCACUCCAUGUAUAGACUGGGUCGGGUUUUCAGCCUUUUUGCAGCGCCAGGAACCACGCAGGAAAAGGGCUACUCUUUUUUUUUUUAUCUUGUAAAUGUAUCGAGGACUGUUGUAGCACAGCUCAUGUAAUAAGUAGGUAAAAAACAAAUCAAAACAAAAAAAAAAAGGUUUAUAUAAUGAUUCAACGAUGUUGAGAUAAAUGCUAUUAUAAUCGUUGCUUCAUAAACAGACCUUAUAUAGGUAACGCAUUGUUUGCCCUAUACACAUAUAUCAAAAAUUAUUAUAUUAGGUGGGCGAUAAUUGAACAAUGCGCAUAUAUCACACGAGUGACCGUCAUGGAAAAAAUUAAAUCCAGCCGGAAGGUUGACAUCGGCGUUCAUAUAUUCAUUUAAAUAAAUCGUAUAAUCUAUUUUUACUCUCUUAUUGUACUAUACUGGACGUUAUAUUUUCUACUCGGACGUUUUUACUUAUUUUUUUUCUCGAAUUUACCGUGUAUGUAUAAUUAUUGACGGGGGAUUAAUGAUUAUUAAUGGUGAUUAAAAAAAUAGAGGUUUAUUUAUUUGUAAAAGUACUCUGGAAUAUUAAUUCAUGGGUGACGAGGUCGUUUAAAUAAAAAAAAAGUACUGAUGCUGGGGACAGGUGCAGUCAGUGUUGUUGGUGAGUAGUUGGAAACGUGGAAUACAUACAAUUAUUUAAUUUAUAUCUCUAACCAACAAUAAACCGUUAUUUAUUGAAGCAAGAUUUCUUUUUGAAAAGUUAUUUACAGGCAGACAAAAAAUAAAAAUUAAAAAAAAGUACACAUUAGAGUAAAAUCAAUAUAUCCCUCACUAUACGCUCAAAAUCUGAAAUGUAUAAAUUUAAGAUUCUAUUACAUAGACUAACUGCAUCAGAAUAUUGUUAUAAUAUUUACGUACUAAUAAUAACAAGAACGAAUUUUGUGGUAUUAACCUAUUAACCGAAAAAACGUCAGUUUAAGGCUUAAUUAAGUAACACAAAUGAUUUUUGUCUGCAGCAAUUACACUCUUUUAUUAAUUUAUGACGUCGAAAAUUGGAAAACUACUAUCUUAUAUAACUAUAACUAUAGUUAUAUAAGUAUAUAACUAUAGUAUAUAACUACUACUACUACUACUAAAUAUUAAUAUAUAACUAUAUUUUUAUAAAAAUAAUUAUUCUUUGUCUAAUGCAUCGUUGUUUUUCUUUACGAUACUUAACCGAGGACGACAAAAACGUAAUAAAUUUUACAGCUGGAAUUAUUAAUUCAAUUAAAAAAAAAAAUUGUAUACUUUGCAUUCAAGCUAAGAGGUACCACUAAAUAUUUCAGUUGGAUGACCUAGUAUUGAAUUGUAAUUCUCGGGAAAUGAUAGGGAUUAUCCAAAUACACAUUUUCAAAUAAAUUUCAAAGUUUUACCCCUUUUGGUACGUAUUUGCACCGUAAAACUUACUUUUUUUUAAAAUGGAAACAAACAUUGUUCCUAAAGAUUCGGAUAGUGUAUUUUUUUUAAAAACAAUUUUUCUGUAAAAAGUUUUUUCUAAUUACAAAAUUGGCAAAGUUAUAGUAUAGUAUGUUGAAAUUUAAUAUUUACGAAUAAUCUGUUAUUGACGAAAUUUUUACUAUGUUUAACUUAUACUCGAAAAUCGAAAUGAUAGUAUUUCCGAUAUUGUGAAAUACCUGUUUGUAGACAGACAAGACACAAAUAAACACUUCAAUUAUUUUUAUGGGGGCAUUUAAAAAAUAUUGUAUAUGUGGGUCCUCUUAAUAAUGUCGAAGAUUUAAAUAACAAAUUAUGAGUAGCAUGUAAUAAUUUGAGAGACCAAAUAAACGCUGCUACGUUAAGAGAAUUUUUAAACCAUUUGGAAUCAUGUUUGGAACACCAAGGCGGAAACUUUGAACUUUGAAUUUAUUUGAUAAAACUAUAGUUUCAAAUAAAUCUUAUUUUCAAAUUCUUAGUGUGUCAAUUUUUAUAAUUUUCAUUAUUUUCAAUUUAUUUCGGAAGAAUAAAUUUAAAAAAUAAAAGUAAAUUACGAAAACACAAAAGUGUUAAUUUAUGUCAUAUAUCUAUCUAUUAACAGGUUUUUCAAAACAUCGGAGAUAUCAUUUCAAUUUUCGAGUAUAAAUUGAACAUAGUUAAAAUUUCGUCAAUAACAGGUUAUUCGUAAAUAUUAAAUUUAAACAUACUAUAACUUUGUCAAUUUUGUAAUUAGAAAAAAACGUUUUAUACAAAAAAUAUUUUUAAAAAAAUACUCUGUCCGAAUUUGUAGAAAAACAAUGAUAUUGCUCGUUUAAAAAAAGUAAUUUAUAUUGUGCAUGCACGCACCAAAAGGGUUAAAAUUUGAAAUUUGUCUAUAAAUGUGUAUUUGGGUAUUCCCUAUUAUUUCACGAAAAUUCCAUUUCAAUACUAAGUCAUCCAACUGAAACAUUUAGUGGUACAUCUUAGCGUGAAUGCACUGUAUAUAAAUCCAUUCCCGAGAAUAGGAAUUCCGAGAAUUCCAAUACCUCUAAGCACUUAAACAUUUUUGUACAGGAUAAUUUAUUAAUCGUGCUUGCCCUAUUUUAGAUCCGAAGCUUAGCGAGAAAUCUUUAUUACUAUGAUGUGUGUUUUUGUAUUUUGUAUUUUUCUUUCUGUGAACAACUUUUUUACCUGAAAACUUGCUCUAAAAUAUAGACUAUUGCACCUUUUUUGAAAGGUAAUUUCUGUGUAUUGAGGAGGUUAUUUUUUGAUUUUCCAAGGGGUUUUCAAAAUAAUUGAGAAAACACGAAAGAAAAUUAUAGAUAAAACGGAAAAUAUUUACGGCGCACCGCGGUGUUACCGUUUUCAUUGUUUUCAUUGUGUUAUACUUUUCAUUGUUAUAGUUUUAUACUAGAAAUAUUACUUCAAUCCAAAAAAUGACAUGACAUCGAUUUUAUUCCCAUUUAUAUUUUGGUACUGACAGAGGAAGUCGUUUUUUGAUAUCUGAAGUAUUUUUUUUUAAUUGAGAAAAACCAAAAAAGACGAAAUGUUCAAUUUUUUUUCAAAUACGGCAUAACGAUUUCAUUAUUUUAAAUUUGUACAACAUAUUAAUAACUAAAUUGUACUAUAAAUAUUGCUCCGACAGAUAAACUACAAGAGACAGAUCUUUUUUUUCACUUUUAAUUUAGUUUAGCAGUAAGUUGUUCGUUUUUUUGAUUUUCUCUGUAGUUUUAAUAAUAACUAGGAAAACCCGGAAGAAACGUAAAAUGAAAACUGACAAAUUUACGGUGAUAUGAUAAUAUUAUUUUAAAUUUUUACGGUUUGUGUUUUCUACCAUAAAUAUUGAUCCAAUAAAAAAUCAUCAAGAAAUUUUUUGUUGAAUUUUUAAUUUAGUUGGUGACCAUAAAAGUUUUUUUUAAAUUUUCUUCGUAGUUUUUUUAAUAAUUGAGCAAAACCGACAAAUAUUUAGAAAGAACUGGAAAUGUACGAAAAUAAUUUUUUUAUUAUUCUAAAUUUUGUUUUUUAUAUGUGAUUCAGUUUAAAAUAUUCGUAGACAUAAAAUGUUUACAGAAAACUUAUAUUUACUUUCAUUAGACGUGGUAAAACUUUCAGAACAUUCGAGAAAUUUUUGAAAAAUUAAAAACUAAACUUAUAAAAAAAAAUUAGCUUAAUUUUUUUACUUUCCCACUUAGUAUUAAAAUUAUGAUACUAUACUACGUUUUACACUUUUAAAUUUGUGAAGCAUUCCUGCUCGGUCAAAACAUUCUAUCCAGAUAGAAUAACAUACAAACAAAACAAAAAGAGUUGAUACUGAGGACAGGUGUGUCACUGUUGUUUGGGGGACGUUAGAAAUGUGAGAUACAUAAAGUUAUUUAAUUUAUAUCUGUAAGCAACAAUAAACCAAAGGAAAAACUUUUUUAAAAAUGAUUGGAGCGAAGUUCGGUUACAUGGAAAAUUACGUAAAAAACUGACAAAACUAAAAUGUAUGUAAAAAGCUUAAAAUGUUUCAAAUAAUUUAUAAUUUUACCACUUCAAGAAGAGACAAUAUGGAAAUAAUAACUUCAUUAUUUUUGUAAUUUUCCCCAUUAUUUUUACGUUUUUAUUAGGUUUUGCUCAAUUAUUCAAAAUACUACAUAGAAAAUCAAAAAAUGACCUUCUUACUCAGUAAAAUAAUAAAUAAUGCAACAAAAAAGAUCUCUUUGUAUUUUUUUAUAGGGGCAAUUUCUGUUAGAAUACUUUAAGCGCAAAAAUUUAAAAUAAUGAAAUCGUAACAUCGUAAAUUUAUGUUUUCAUUGUACUUUAUUUUCCGGUUUUUCCUAAUUAUUCUAAAAACUAUUAAGAAAACCAAAAAAUGACUUACCUACUUCGUGUGCAACUACAUCUAAAUUGCAAAAAAUAGAGUUACUUGGCAUUUUUUGAUUAAAACAAUAUUUCUGGUAGAAGACUUUCCAAUAAUUUUUUUUCCGGAUUUUUCCAAUUAUUAUGAAAUAUCUUUGGAAAGUCAAAAAAAUGACAUUUUUUAAUUACUCUACAGUUUAAUUUUCUUUCAGGAAAGAUGCUUAAAAACUAAUGGAAGCAUACUAUAUAAUAAUUGAGAUAUAACAAGUGCAACAUACACAUUUUUCAAAGCAUUAAAAUUAUUAAAAUUGGAUCACGUGCGUGUGAUUAAACACGUGUUUUAUUUGUUGUUCUUCUAAUUUGACUUUUUAAAUAUAAUUUACAAUCAAAAGUAAUUUCCAAGUCAAUAAAUUAUUUUACUGGCUCUUUGUAGUACAUAGGUAUUAUUAAGUUUGUAGUUAAAUUUAAUACGAGAUUUUUAAAAAUUAAAAGUUCAUAUCUAUCCUUACUUUUGUUAACAUUAAGAUAUUAACCAUUUAAAUAACACCCAUUAAAAAUUUAAAAAAAUACUUAAACCUUUUUAUAAAUAAAUAUAAUGAUGAAACAAAUCUACUUUUCAAAAUAAUUUAAUGCUUUACAAAUAAUUAAAUGUGUAAGUGUUUUAUAAUAAAAUAAUUUCGGAGAGAGAUUGAGGAACAUUUGAAAGUACACGAUUAUGCUCUUAAAUGUAUUUUAUACAAUUUUAAACCAUGAUAAUUGGAAUAUUAUAUAGGUGUUAAAUAUUAAUUUUGAUACAAAAGUGUGUGCUAAGUAUAUACAAUUGUCGUAAAAUAUAUUAUAUGAACUUCAUUUUUACAAAGUUAUAAUCCCGUCAUUUAUUUUAUGGAUUAUGAUUACAUAAGCUUAUUUAUGAAUUUUUAGUUUUAUAUUUGAAAUCGUAAUAUACGGAGUGAUCAAUUUAUCUAUCAUAAGACACUCAUUAUCUCGUUAACUUUUUCCAGAAUUUAUUAUGUAAAACAUUUAAGAAAUAAGCUGCUUUACAAUUUUAAAUGUAUGUUAUUUUUGCCACCCUUAUUUUUAGGAAUAAAACCACUACCUACUUUUGAUUUUCAAAUGGCAACCUAUAUUAUAAAUUCUAUAAAUAGAUGGAUUAUUAUUUAAAAUAAAUGUUAGUGUUAAAAUUUUCGAUUUCCGUCAAUAUAUUGACAAGAUUUUCCACUUUUAAGUUUGGGUUGUAGGAGAGUGAUGAAGUAUCAUUAGUGUGGCAGUAUGGCGAGUGGCGUGUUAAAAUUGCACCAUCGCUCUCCUCCAACCCAAAUUUAAAAGUAGAAUAUUUUGUCGACGGAUUGCCGUAAAUCAAAAAUGUCAAUACCAACAUUUAUUGUAACUAAUACUUCAUUUAUUUAUGGAAUUUUUAAUAUAGGUUACCAUUUGAAAAUCAAAAGUAAGUAGUGGUUUUACCCCAAAAAUAAAGGUUACAAAAAAUAGCAUAGAUAUAAAAUUGUAGAACAGCUUUGUUCUUAAAAACUCUAGAAAAUGAAUUUGGGAAAAAGUUAAUACUUUCCCAGAUAACAAGUAUCUUGCGAUAGAUUGAUCACUCUGUAUAUUUUCAACGAUCUGCGGUUGCCAUUUAAAGUUGCUCGAGAAUAUAACAAUGCUGUGUGAUUUGAAAAUUCUGUAGGGAUAUCGUCGUGCGCUGUAUAAGAAAAAUACAAAAUAUUUUCAGUUUGCAGCCUAGGCAGUCGUCAGUGGACAUUCUAGUACCCAUUUUUCCUUCUAGUUCUAGGCAACAACAGUGGCUUAUAGGAGAUGUAGUGAAAAACAGUAUAGUAAUACUAUAGUAUAUAUUAUAUACUUGAAAGUAUAAAUAUUAUUUCUAUAAUACACUAGCCAGCGUUAUAAUGGUUCAAUUAAGACUACUCUGGAUGGUAAUAAAAAAACUACUGUACAUUGCGCGUAAAGACGCUCUUGAAUAGCUUUUAUAUUAUGUAACAAUAAUGAUAAUACGAAAAACGAAUUUAUUGUAUAUAUUUGUAAUAAUAAAUAAUACAUCGUAAAAUAUAAAAUGGCCGUGUAAUAAAUAACAUACCCUAUAGUAUAAUAUAAUAUAGAAAGCAAUAUUAUCAACUCUUAGAGAAUAGUUUUCCAUCUAUACACAUUAGGCGUAUAUUAUUAUAUUAUUGGUAUUAUAUCAGUAAUAUUAUAAAUUUGUUUUGAAAAAUAGCCGAUACUGUUGACGGGUGUGCCACUAUUAUAGAUGGGAAGUUGAGAAUAUAUAUUUAUAUAUAUACAAUAAUUUUAUGUAUUCUACCUUCUCAACUUCCCAUCUAUAUCAUAUUUGUUCUGAGUAAUAAAUAAUUGCUAACGAAAAAAUAUUAUGAGUGAAGUUCAUGAUUCAAAAUUCUGCGAUUUAUAUGAUUUUCGUAAAAAUUUGCACACUUAUAAAAUUACGCAUAACUUUCUUUUUCCACUUAGUACAAUUUAAGAUGGACCUCGUGAAUAAUUGUCAAGCAUUUCUACCAUGUCAAAAUGAUUUUAUCUACAUAAAACAAAAUAAAAACUAAAUAAAUUUGAAAAUAUCAAAUACCGAUAAAUUGUUAAAAAAUCGACGAAAAAAUUUACCACGUCUAGAAAGACUAAUAUAAGUAUUUUGUGAACAUCCCAGGACUGGAAAUAAUGAUAUCAAACAGGUUUCCACUUAAACUAAAUUUGUAUAACUAUUAUGUUUAUUAUAAUAAUGAUUUGUUACUAUAUUAUGACAAAAAAUUAUUUUAUAUUGAUAUUAUAUCAUAUAAGUACCUUUAUAAUACAAAUUUGUACAAGUAUUUUUUUAAAUUUAUUUGGGGAUAUUUUAUUUAUAUAAAUUAUUAUUAUAUAAAUGCCAUACAGCUUUUAGAUAGUCAACCUUAACAGAGUAUAACGUAGUAACAUUACAAUAAGUGAUGCACGUAUAAGAAGUAGCUAAAAUUAAAACAACUUAACAAACGUUAAACAAUAUAAAUUAAUAAAAAUAAAAUGUACAUGGUUUAUAAAAAAAGAGUAUGUGAAGUUUAAUUUAGCUAAUUGCAUACAUCGGCGGAGUCGUUGAUUGAUAACAUAGUUAGAGUGAGACCUAGAGAUUUGGAAAGGUCCAGAGCUACGUGUGGUACGAGCAAGGACAUAGAAGGUAAGCUGGGAUAGUUUACUAUUCGAAAUGUUAUUUACUAAAAGAUGUAUAACUUGAAAUAUAUUUUUGGGUAAACAGAUAAAAUAAUAGGUGUUAGUGUUUAAAUAUAGGAAAGACUACUAAUACAAAUUUUUAGUUUUAAAAUUGUUUUAAUUUUCGGAGAAAAGUUUUUUUUACAGACAGAGAGAAAAAAACUGUCCUAGGAUAAUGUGGACGGGUGCAGCCACUGUUGUAAGUGAGAAGAUGGGAAGGUAGGACACAGUAAGGAAUUUUACCAUACAGUACAUACCGAAUAAAAUUUACAUUCAAAACUCACAAAUUUAAAAGGUCUAUAAAUACCUCAAAAAUAGCUGACAUGUUAUAUUUUUUGAAAAUUUUACCACGUCUAGAAAAGUUAAAUAUAAGUUUUCUGGUCCAAAUUUCAAGUCUACAAAGUUGAUAUGAAUAUUUAUAUAAGCCGAUAUGUCAUAUGCUAAUAAUAAUAUGAAUAUUUGUUACUGAAUAUCAACAAAAGUAUAAAAUGUUAUAAAACGUUUUAAAAUGGCUCAAAUGUAUUAAAAAUUUUAUCGUUUCUACAAAAAGGCAUUAUAUAUUUUCUUUAAUAAUAUUUGUUAAAUAUUGUACCGAUUUUCCCCUAUUUUUCCCGGUUUUUCACAUCUUUUGGGAAAACUAUUGGGAAAACUGGGAAAUUACCAACUUAAAGUACCAUCCCAAGAAAAUUUCCUUUCAGAAAAGAAUCUACAUUAUAUAAAUUGAUGUGAACUUUCUGGUAGAAAGUGUUCACAUAAAAUAUAAUACAUUCUUCGCUACACUCAGAAUCUAAAAGAAUAUACACACGUCAUAGUAAAAUCAAUAAAUCCUUUGCUCCGCUCUAAAAAUAAAAAUAAUAAACUACACAUAUAUAAUAAUAAUAACUGUAUAAAACCUUUAUAAAUGAAAUUAAAAUUCAAGUUCAGGUAUAAACACGCACAAUUUUUAUAAGUGUUUACGAAAAUUAAAAAUUUAAUAAUUAUCGAAAUGUCCAUUUUUAUAGCAUUUUGCCUCUACAACAAAUACCUAUAUAAGGGCUGUUAUAAUAACAAGAAUUAUAUUAAAUCUCAAAACAUCAAACAUUAUAGACGGUUUGUGGUUAUAUUUUACGAAUAUAAUAAUAUUAUUAGUUUAAUACUGAGUAUUGUAUUAAAAGAAUACAAUUAAUAAGUUUCUCAUUUCAACACGCGCGUGCCGAUAAAAUGUCCAAAACAAUAAAACCGUUUAAAGUUCUAAAUGAUUUUAAAAAUUAUUCUUAUAACUAUAUUUUUGUAUACAUAUAGUUAUUAUAAGUAAUGACUGGAUUUAUAUGCUCUUAAAAUCCACAAAAAGCAUUUUAAAACAUCAAAUAUACAUUGGAAAAAAUACUUAAAAAAUAUUUAAAAAGCAUACAAAAGUAUAUUGGUUUAAAAGUAUCCCAUUAAACAGAUUUAACUUAUAAAAUAACAUUUUCUGACACCACCAAAAUUAUUAAUAAAAAUUAAUUAUUUUUCAAUAAUACGUACGAUUUUAUUUAAAAGAAAUUAUUUUGUGUGAAUCAUUUCUGUAGUGUUAGGAAAUUGAAUUUAAUAAGUUAAAGCCAUUAGUGGUGAACUUUUGAACGUCUCUGUCAUUUUUGCUUUUUUAAAUAUUUAUAAGUGCGUUUUUUAGGAAUUUAUCGACGUUUCAAAGCACCUCUUUGUAGAUUUUAAGAGAAUAUAAAUCCGGUCUUUAGUUAUAAUUAUAAAAUAUGAUACUAAUGUGAAACAUUAUGAAUUAAAUUGACGUGUUUUUUCGAUCUUUUUUAAAAUAUAAUAAUACACGGAGUCAACGGAGAAUUCAAUCAUGUAAUAAAGUGAAUAAUAAGUACAAAACAAAUUAUUAUUUAAUAUAAUUGUAUCAUAUUUCGGUUUUCAUAAAUGGCCAAGUAUUAUUGAGAGUUUAUACAUAUAAUAAUAAAAAAAAGGUGUGCAGUUUGGGUUUUAUUAAAAACAAUAUUGUUAAUCUAUAAUAAUGUAUAUUUUGAGUGAAGUGAAGAAUGUAUUGGUUUUGCAAAGAUGUUUAUUUAUUUAUUUUUUUUAUACGAACACUUUCUACCAAAAGUCUGACUCCGAUUUAUAAGGUAAUUGUCUCGGGGUGGUACUUUAGGAUGGUUUUUUGAUUUUCUUAAGAGUUUCCCCUGCAAAUAUGAAAACCUAGAGAAAUAUGGAAAACCAGGAAAAAUGAGAAUAUCGGUUAGGUAUUAAUAUUAAACAAAUAUUAUUAAAGAAAAUAUUUAAUGCCUAAUUAAUUAUUUUAUCAUAAUAUGAUAUAAUAUAUUGUUCACGAAGUAUCACUAUUAAUUGAACUCCACUCAGAAUCAUUUUUUUUUAAGCAAUGGUUUAUUGUUACUGACAGAUAUACAUUAAAUUCCCUUCUGUAUUCUAUCUUUCCGACUUCCCACCUAUAGAAGUGGUUGCACCCGUCCCCAUUAUCCUUAGACAGUUUUUUUUACCAUAUAUUUAGGUAAAUACUCGUAAUAACACUUUAUAAAUACAUACGAUUAAAUUAAAAUUGUUUCAAAAGGUCAAAAUUAUGAGAAAAAUUGUAGCUUAAAGGUACUUAAAAGGAAUUUGUAUUUUUAUGAUUUAAAAAAAAAAUAAUAUUUUCUUGGAAAAAGUUUUUUUUUACAAUAUACUCAACUAACUUACAUUUUGAUUUCUGUUUCAGAUUCUGAGUUUGUAUUAUUGAAACGUACGCGUAAUAUGAUAUAUGAUUGUCAAAUUAUAUUUAACUUAAAGUCAUAAUAAUAUAUCAUAUUAUAGGCGUGGUCACGUACUCACGUGAUGUAAUGCAUUAGACUGUGCCUUAUUCGCCUCACCUGUGUCUUCAAAAUAAGCUUUGGCUCCUCUCCCCCAAUCUAUACGUGUAUUCGAUUUAUAGAUUUCUGCAGCGGGCUUUCAUAUUAGAACUCGAACCAAUUCGAAGUCCCUAUAGACGAUUGGGAUCCAAACUAAACUAUAUAUAAGUUAUAAAUUAUAUUAUAAAUACAUUUAUUAUUAUUGUAAAAUUUUUAAUCACACGUAUUGCCGUGCAUCGGUUCUAUACGUGGUAAGACAACAAUACAAUUCUAUUAAAUUAUUAUUGCUCGGCCUAAAUCCGUUGUGAUAUUUAUGAAAAUAAACGCGCGCUCUUCGAUUUUUGAACUCAAUUUUUUUGUUUUCUGCAAACAAAGAAAACAAAAACUACGAUAAAACUAAUUAUAAUACAUUAUGUAUUUUUAUAUUUGCUUUAUUAGAAGGUGACAAGACUUGUUUGCAGUACUGUUGUUGAGCUGGUGUUCGAGUUAAUCAAAUCCAUCCAACAAAAUGAAGUCAAACCCUUGCAACCCGCCUAUCCAUUCCUACACUUCUGCCGCAAGAUCAAAAACUAAGGAUUUCAUAACAUGUGCGGUAUUUUUUCUCGUUUUCAUUGGUGGUGAGUAUAUAUUGCAUUCAAAUAUAUUAUGCAUUGUACAUAUUUUAUAAAUUUGGAGUUUCGCAAUAAAAAUAAAUUAAUUAAAAAUAUUCUCGCUAAAUUAAUUUUUAUUUUUUACAUCAGACUUUAGAAUAUUACCGUAAUACUAGUUAUAGGAUUUUGUAUAAUAUUUUAAUUAUCAUGAUCCGCGAGUUAGAUGUAGAAGUAGUUAGGUAUACAAAUAUAUUCACAAUAAACAUUCAGAAAGUUUAUUACUUACCCAGCUACCUGCAACUAACUAAUUAAUGAAAUAAUUUCAAAUAGUUCAUUUUUAUUAUUAAUUAUAAUAUUAUUUUUACUUUUUUUUAAAAUUUACUAACUUCUUUAUUCAUUUACUUAAUAAAAUAAUACACUUGCUUUUAACUUUCGAUUACUUUUAUUCGUGUUUAUGUUUCAGCAAUUAAAUUUGCAAUGUGUAGAUAUUUAUUUAUUCUGUUAUUCAUUUGAUCGACGUUGAGGGUUUUUGCUUUUUUUGUUUUGAAUUCGGAAAAAAUACCGUGAGAAUUUCUCAGUGUAACUAAAACAAUUAUUAUUCUCUCAAUCUCUCUUAAGGUUGGACUACCGUGUAGUAUUGUCGUAAAUGAUUUUUCACUGGAAUAAAUAGCUAUAAAAUCUCAGUAUUUAGUUUAAGCAUGUGAUGAAUUCAAAUAUAUUCUCCUAUUUACAAUUUCUCCUAUUUAUAAUAUCUCUAAAAUAUUAACAAAUAUGUCCGUAGUCAACAGUUUUAUCGAAAGUCAAAAUUCAAUAAAAUAUUAAAAAUGAACAACGUACCUAUGUUACAACAAAAGUAACACUAGAAGUAUUAAUUGUCUUAAAUGUCAUUUAUGGAUCAAGUGUCAUAUGUGUUCUAUAAUAUGAAAUAUGAAAUUGAGUAAUGUUUAAAAUAAAUUGAUUGUCAGAGGUGGAUCCGGGUCAAGAAAACAGAGAGGGGCGAUGGGAGGAGGGCACAGAUGAUACAGAUAUUAUUAAAAAUAUUAAUUUUGAUAUGGUGAAUUUGGUACAUAAAUAUAUCACUUUCCACAGUCUCUAGCAGAACAGAAAAAAUUGACGUCCUUGGAUAUUGGAGACGGGUGUAGCCACUGUUAUAGGUAAUUUAAUGUAUAUCUGUAAGUAAUAAUAUACUAUAGCUGACGAAAAUACGAAUCUGAGCACAGUUAAGUUGAUAGUGAUACUUUAUCAACAAUAUACAUAUCAAAUUAUAGUAAAAUAAUUAAAUAGGCAUUAUAUAUUUUCAUUAAUAAUAUUUGUUUAAUAUUAAACCGAUUUUACCGUUUUCCUUCGUUUUUCCCGGUUUUUCACAUUUGUUGAGAAUACUCUUCGAAAAAUCAAAAAAUGACUUCCCUAAAUUACCACAUAGAUAAAAUUUAAUUUCAGAAAAUAAACUACAUUUGAUAGAUUGGAGCAAGAUUUCUAGUAAAAAAAGUUUACACAACAAAUCGAGAGAUAUUUUGCGAUUAAAAUAGUUCGAGCGAGUGAUGGCUUGGGCCUCUAUGUACAUCCAAAAUGCAUUUGUUUUUUUCUUGUUUAGGUAAAAAGGUAAAUAAUGCAUACAAAAUUCUGUUCAUACUCCGGAUCCCUAGGAUGAUAAUAAGCAUGUAUAACCAUUAGAUCACGACAAAUAUUCUUUAAGAAAGACAAUAUAGAGUUAUUAUACUCAACACAGUAGCGUACGUAGAGGAAGGCUAAAAGCCUGAAGCCCCCCAUUGACCGUAUUUACAAAUAUAUAUAUGUAUACUUACAUAUUUGUUUAUGUUUUUCAAGUUUUAACCGUAAAAAUAAAUAGUAAAUAUGGACUUUUUUCAUAAAAUACGCUAUUUUUGUAAGUAAAUAAUUUAAUUUAACACCACUGUCUAAUAAUAAUCAUACUAUGCUACUAAAUUAUCGCGAAAUUAGAAUUUAUUAGAUUUAUAAGAUUAUUAUAUUUUGUUAUUUAUUUUAACUGCGGUCACACUCGUUAUAAACAAUGGUUUUGUUAUUAUUACAAUUUUGGAAGUUGGUGUUACCGUGCAUACGCGGGCUUCCACAAAACCUUAGAUAAUAUCUAUGAUUACAAAUUGCAAUAUUGAACUUACUGAACUGACGUUAACAACAAUGAACGCAUCUUUAAAUUAGUUCACGAAUGUUAUAGACAAUUCUUAUAUAACCUUUAAUUAGUGAAAAACAAUUAGGUAGAUAUGUAGAUAAUUUUGUUUUCACAUAUUUCUCUUGAGUAUCGAAAUAAUAAUAUUUUGUAUAGGUUUUUCGUCAUUGUUUUCAUAUAAAACGUAUCCUAUAGUUUUGCACACUAAAAUAACUAUUUAAUUAUUCAUUACGGUAGAAAAAAGAUCGAAUUUUUUCGACUUUAGUUUGAAGAAAAAAACACGGUUGGUAAGUAUACAAUCCACAGUUCAUAAAAUUAUAAUUUUGGUUGACCUCUGGCUUUUUUAAUCCUCUACUAGCUUAAAAAUUGUAUUUUAUUGUUCAACAUUUUCAUAGUUACUUAAAUAUUACUUUUUAGACUCUGAGUUUAGAGAAAAAAGUAUUAGUUUAACAAAGAUGUUUAUUUUUAUUUUUUUUAAUUUUAAUUUUUAUGUGAACACUUUUACAAACAAAAAUCUUACUCCGAUUAUCCAGUAUAGCAACUUUUCUGAAUGGAAAUGUUCUCUGGGUGGUACUUUAGAGAGGUCAUAUUUUGAAAUUCUCAUUAAUAUUCGAGAUAAAAAAGCCUGGGUUCUUUACGUUAAACAAGAUUGAAAGAUUAAAAAUAAGGUUGUCAUUGGCAACCGUUUUUAUAUAUAUUUGUUAUUAUUAAAUUUUUAUUGUUUUAAUUUUUUUUAAACAAUCAUUGUUGUUACGGAAACGCACAUUGUUGUAGUCAUUUUAAUGUAAUAUGACAUAUAUAUUGUUGACAAAGCAACACUAUCAACUCAAUUCCGCUCAGAAUCGUAUUUUCGGUAACAGUGGUUUAUCAAUGCUUACAGAUAUACAUUAAAUUCUCACUUUUCCAACUUCGUUCUUUUCCAACAACUGUUCUUGUUCUUGUUCUAGUCUGUGAACACGUUUUUUCCUAGUAAGCUUGCUCCGAUUUUCACGUCUAGCAAAUUUUCUUAAAAUUCAAGUUGUCUAGAUUGUAUUUUAAAAACGUCAUUUUUUGAUUUUCGAUGCCAUUUUUUAAAUAAAAGUACUUUGGUAGGAAAUAACGGGUACACAGAUUAGAAUAAGAACAAAGAACAAAAACUAAACAAUAUUAUAAAACCAAUAGUUUCCUCGUUACUUUUGGAAUCUAAAAUGGGGUGAGCACGCUUAGUGAAUUACCCUGUAUAUGUUUGUUUAAUAAUAAUUUAAUAUUUUAAUAGAUUCUGUCACUUUAAUUUAUUAUUUUACUACACAAUUUAUCUAUCAAAAAGUUAAUUUUUAAUUGAUUUACACGUAUGUAAAGUGCAAUAUUAUAUUUGUAUUAUAAUCUACUCGGUAAGUUUUAUCAAAGAAAAUAUUAAUCUUUUAUCCUCAAUCAACAGCUGUAAAAGACCGAGGUAUAAAAGUCACGCUCUUAAAGUAGAUGUAGUUGUAUUCAUUUAAAGUUUUUAAUCUACUUUACACAACUUUCUCUCGCAAACUUUAAUUGUAUGGCUCAUUAACCUAAUUUUUUUGCAACUUUCUUAUAUAUUAUUUUACGCCGUAUGCCUUUAUAUACGUAUGUAUGUGUUUCAAAACUAUACAUUUUUUCGUUAUUUCUUAUUUAGCACUCUCUUCAUUCAAAGCCUUUACCUCGUUGAAAACAUUUUUCUAACUGCCGCUACCUAUCAUACUUAAAAGUUAUUGUACUUUACGUUCCACGUUGUAUACCACGAGGCGCAUAUAAAUCUAAAGUCUAAUUUCAUCAAAAAUGUGUUUUGUAUCUACUGUUUUACCUGAAUAUAUUAUUUGUUUUUAUUUUUAAUAUUACAUAUAGUAUAUACGAAAUAUAAUUAUUUUAUUAAGUUCAGACAUUAUUUUAGAUUCUUAGUGGGGGUGAAGAAUAUAUUGGUUUUACAAUGUUGUUUAUUUUGUAUUAUUUUUCUGUGGACAAUUUUUCUACGUAGUAAAUUACGGCGUAACGAUUUCAUUGUUUACAAUUUUUACAGCUAAUGUUUUCUAUUAUAAAUUUUGCUCCAAUAUAAAAACGAUAAAAGAUUUUUUUUUGCAUUUUUAAUCUAUUUUGUAAGUUAGUAUUCGUUUUUUUGAUUUUCCAGGUAGUUUUUGUAAUAAUUGAAAAAACCCGAAAAAAUGACGAAAAAUAAAAAAUGAUAAAUUUACUACACUAGGAUUCAUUUAUUUUAAAUUUUUACAGCUUAUAUUUUUCACUAAAAUUAUUGCUUCAAUAGAAAAACAACUAGAGACCUUUUUAUUGUAUUUUUAAUUUAGAUGGUGACCAAGAAAGUCGUUUUUUUGAUUUUAUUUUUAAUUGUUUUAUUACUUGAGACAUUUAUAGGCAUUUUAACUUUGUGAUGUUUGUUAAACAGAAAUGUUUACAAAUUUGACAGCAAGUUCAUUAUAAGUCGUACCUACUGGUAAAAAUACAAAUUGAGUGUAAUGUAGUAUUUUUAAUUUUUUUAUAAAAAAUUUUAAAAUUAAAUUUUGACGAAAAUCAUAAAUAUUACGGCUUCAAAAUAUGUAUAGUAUACAUGUAUAACCUAAUUUCGCUCCGAAUCGUUUUUCGUUAGCAAUGGUUUAUCGUUGGUUACGGCUAUAAAUUAAAUAACUUUAUGUGUCUUACCUUCCCAACUUUCAAUUUACAAUAUUGGCUGUCCCCGUCCCCAGAAUAAGCUUCUUUUUUUUUUUUAUGUAAUUAAUGCGACUUAAUUAUAAUUAGCUGAAAAAAAUUACCGAUUUGUUCGGUUUUGAAUUUUGGGUAACGUUUAAAAUUCGAAAUCGUUAAAUUAUAUUCGUAUAUUAUUCCUAUUAAAUAUUAUUGCGUUCAUAUUUUGCGUGCAACUGAAUUACUAUGUUACAGACAUACUAAAUAAUGGUGUCUCACUAUUAUUUUAUUUGUCAAUAACUAUUAUUAAUACACUUAUUCGUAAUGCAUCAUAUACGAGCGAGUACACUGUACGAUUGUACCUACCGGAUGUACGAGUAUCUAAAGUAUAUUAUAAUUUAAUACCGUGCAUUUGUGUGAUUAUUUGCGAUUUCAAACACAAACGUUUUAUAUUGCACGCUGUAUGUACUCAAACCGUCUGGCGUCUGUUCAGCGUAUAUUAUAUCGUUUCGGAUGUAUAAAUGUUUCUGAUAUUUAAACACAUCGGGCGUUUUCGCCGUUCGGUAUACACAUAGAUAUAUGUACACGUAUAAUAUGUACCCACCAUGUUCUGUAAUAUAUUAUCAUACUAUAUAUAUAUAUAUAUAUAUAUACUACGCGAUAUAUCGUGUGUGUGUGUGUGUGUGUGUGUGUGUGUGUAUACUAUAUUUUAUGUUUAUUUCGAAAAUCAAAAGUCAGCGUUACGACCGCAACUGUGUUGUAUGGUGCGCAUGGUAUUGCAGUGCCUAUACGUUAUAUACGUAUACGCGUGUAUAUUUACGAAGACCCCUCAUCGGUAGAUGAUUAAGAACUGUGCAAUAUAUAUAUAUAUAUAUAUGUAUAUAUAUGUAUAUAUAUAUAUAUAUAUAUAAUAUAUAAUAUUAAGUACCGACAAUAAAACAGCCCCUCGGGGACUCCGCCCAGCAAAAAGAGGGAACUUACUAUCUCUGCGAUAGUCAUAUUGUCAAUACGCGGCGUGAACAUUCCGAACAUCCGUUUUCUAUAUGGAUAAUAAUAAUAUGUGACUCAAACAUAUACAUUUUUAUCAUAUAAUUAUAUAUAUAUAUAUAUACAUAUGCUGCUAAAUUCACUGCGCCGUAGCACUAUUGCAGGGUAUGUACACUUACACGCAACGUUUCUGGCAUCGGAUCGAUAUCGAAAAUUGUCUAUGUAUAUUGUAUGUAAUAUUUUCGAAACGUGUUUAAAAAGCAUCGCAAAUAUAGUAUGUCGGUAGGGUACAAAAACAAAACUGAUACCUACGCCACAGAUACACACCCACACACACACACACACUCGGUUAAUUUGGUUUUUUUUUUUUUUUAAAUAAAUAUUUUUGAUUAUAGUUUAUUGAAAUUAUAUUAUUUUGUUCUGCUGUGGUAUUUAUAACUAUAUCUUUAUUACAAAAUUUAAAAUUUGUAUUUAUCCAGAGUAUUAUUAAUCGACAUGGUUUGCGGUCAACUCGAAAAUAAACUCUAUAGAACGAAUUUAAACAAAAAUGUUUCAAAUGGUCAGACUUAAAUCGACUAAAUAUGAUGUAUAUAUUUUAAUAGCGUUUAUUUCAUUCGAUUUCCUCAAAUGACCAACUGGGGGAAAAAUACAACAAUUUUUCAUUCGCCCCAGGCUCUGUCCCAAGGGUAGUUUCGCCCCUGAUAGUAUCGGUGAAUCAUUUUCGAGUCUUUGUAAUUUUAUGUGCGUAUAUAUUAUGUAUUAUAUAGGGUGUACUUAAGGGUGUCGGAACUAUUUAUUAUACGAGGAGUAAAAUAUAAGCAAUUUUAUUUACAUAUUUUAUGGGUUGGUUGUGUCCCUGCAGUGCGUGACCGUGUAAAUUAAUACUAUAACAUUAGAGUAGUCUGAUUUUAGAUUUGAAGCGUAGCGAGAAAUACAUUGGUUAUGAUGUUUAUUUUUUUUUCUGUGAACAACUUUUCUAACAUAAAUCCAAUGUGUCAAGUGUAACAAUUAUUUUGAAAAAAAAUGUUAUUUAAUUGGUACUUUGUGGAGGUAAUUUUUUGAUUUUUCAAGCGGUUUUUAUAAUAAUUAGGUAAAAAAAAUAGGAAAAACAGGAAUAUUUACGAAAUUUAGUGUUUUAAUAUUUCAGUAAUAAAUGUUCAAAGACUUGAAAUGUUGACAUAAAACUUAUGGUUGCCUUUUCUGGACGUGGUAAAAUUUUUCAAAACAAUUUAUACUUUUUAAGCUAUAUUAUAAGUCCUCACUAUAUCCUAUCUUCCCAACUUCUCACCUACAACAAUGGUUCACCCAUCGUAUGAAGUAUGUCAGUCUUUUUUUUUUUUGACAGGGAACAUUUUAAAUAAAUUAUAUAAAGUACAAUACAAUUGUUGAUAUUACUUUAAAAUAUACCAUAAUUUGAAAUUACUCAGACUUUUGUUAUUAUAGCUUGAGAAUUAAAUGUUUCAAACCUAAGUCCUAAUGUUCUAUGAGUUCUGUAAAACGGGUUUUCCUUUAUCGAAUAUAGAAUAAAUAAUCGAAAUCCGUCAACUAUUGUUUCAAUUUCCAUGAGAGUUUUUUACGCUCGAGCUCCCGAAUGUUCGUACUUAAAAAUAAUGUUUCGUAGUAAUCUGUUUACUAAUUCAAAUAAGGCCAUUAUAGAACCACCCCCGAUUCCGUCACACACCCUCCAAUUCUUAUUUUCUAGCCUGUCCCUUAAUUUAGAGUUUUCACGUCUCUCCUCACCACAUUUUCUCUUCGCCCACAGAGACCUAUUGGAUCCCUUCCCUGGGUUUUGACUUCGCCUUCUGUUAUCGUCUACUCUACUUUAUUUUCUUUUUUUGUGUCUGUAAAAAACCUUUUGAGAAGAAAUAUCAAUUCGAUGAAUAGAGUGUAGUAUCUUUUCUGAAAGGUAAUUGGUAUCUGGUUGGUGCAUUAAGAAGGUUAUUUUUGAGGGGUUUAAAAAAUAAUUGGGAAAAAACUCGAAAGAAAAUUAUAUGAAAAACGAUAAAUAUUGACGGCGUUCCCGAUUUCAUUGUGUUAAAUUUUUGAAAAAAAUGUUUUCUACCAGAAAUAUUCUUGCAAUAAAAAUACGAUAAGACACCUUUUUAUUAUAUUUUAUUUAAAUUUAGAUGCUUACGAAGAAAGGUGUUUUUUGAUUUUCCAAGUAGGUUUCAUAAUAAUUGGGUAAACCGGAAAACACAAAAAUUAAAAAGAACAAAUGUAUGUCAUGUGCUUUAAGAUUUCGUUGUUAAAAAUGUUUUAAAAGCGAGUUUGUUAUUAUUUAGAAAAUAUUGUGUGGAUAAAAUUGUUGUACUAAACAGAAUUACUUGAGAGGUUAACAGCAGGGUCAUUAUUAGUUGUAAUUAUUGGUAAAAAAAAAAAAAAAAAGAGCUGAUACUGGAGACGAGUGCAUUACUGAUUUAGGUGGGCAGUGAGGAAGGUAGGAUUUAUAAAGUAAUUUACUUUAUACCUGUAAUCAACAAUAAACUAUUGAUAGCAAAAAGGAUUCGGGGCGAAGUUCGGUUGCACUUUACACAUGUUUUGAAAAUCUGUAAUAUUUACGAUUUUCGUCAAAAUUUGAUUUUAAAACUUAAAAAAAAUAUAAAAAUACUAUAUUAAACAAAAUUUUUUUUUUCACCACUAAGUAAAAUUUAUAAUGACCUUUCUAUCGAAUUUUCAAACGUUUUUGUUUAGUCUAAUAAUUUAUCUAUCGAGUACUUAACGAAUACAAAUAUCGUAAAAAACUAGCAAAGUUAAUAAUAUGUCUAUAAAUUGCUCAAAUGUUCUGAAAGAUUUACCACGACUAGAAAAAAUAAAAAUAAGUUUCUGUCAACAUUUUAAAUCUCUAUGAAUACUUUAAACUGAACUACAUUAAAAAAACAAAAUUUAAAUAAUACAAAAUUAUUUUCCUAAAUUGUCCAGUUCUUCAUACGAAAAAUUCGGUUUUCCUUAUUCAUUAAAAAAACUUUUUUUAUGACUUACUCUGUCAUUAAAAUAUUAUUAGAAACAAAAUAGAUCUCUUUUCAUUUUUAGAUUGGAGCAAUAUGUCUAAUAAAAAACAUAAUUAAAAACAAUAGAAAUGCUAACGUCGCUACGCACCGUAAAUAUUUGCUAUUUUAACUACAAUUUUCUUUCGAGUUCUUGCCAAUUAUUUCGAAAACCCCUUGUAAAAACAUAAAAUGACUUCUUUAAUGUACCGACUAGAGAAAAUUAUCUUUCAGAAAAUGUGCUAUAGUCUACACUUCGGAGCAAGUGUUCUGGUAGAAGAGUUGUCAACAAAUACAAAAUACAAAAACCUAACCUAACCUAAAAUACUCCCAUGGUUGUGCCACUUGGAAUACAUAAAGUUAUUUAUUUAUAAUAUAUUUUAUUAUAUAUAAUUUUUUAUUUCGACCACUUAGUACGACCUAUUAUGAACUUACUGAAGAAUUUCUGUUUAGUUUAAUAAUUUUAUCCAUAUGUGUACCUACCAAAUAAAAUGUGCCUAAAAAACUCGUAAAAUUAAAAUGUCUAUAAAUAGUUCAAAAUGGCCACAAUGUGUUGAAAAUGUUACCACGUCUAGAAAAUGCAAUUAUAAAUUUUAUGUUUAAACUUCAAGUCACUACAAAUAUUUUUAACUUAACCAAAAUAAAACAAAACAAAGAAACAAGAAAAAUUGAAAACUUAAUACAUUUUGUAAACUUUCCCAUUUUAGAUUCUAAGUGGAGCGUAGAAGCUAUUUUGAUUUUGCUAAAAUGUUUGCUUUAUUAAUUUUUUUUUUUAUCCGUGAACAUCUUUUCUACCAAAAGACUAGUUCAGAUUUUUAAGGGUAGCAACUUUUCUACAAAGAAAUCGGUGUGGGGUGAACCCUUUAGCUACCUAAAGGUCAUUUUUCGAUUUUCUCAGGAGUUUUCUCAUCAAAUUUGAAAAUCCUAAGAAAAAAACAGGAAAAUGUACGAAAUAUAUUACUAAAAUGUUACGAAUGUUUUUUUCUGUGCAUAACUUUUCAACCAGAAAUUUUACUCCAAUUUAUAAUGAUAGCAAUGUUUCUAAACGGAAAUUUGAUUUAGAAAGUACUUUAAGGGGGUCAUUUUUUGGUUUUUCUAAAAGUUUUCCAGGCAAUGUGAAAAACUGGAAUAAAACAUUUAAAAACCAGGAAAAACGUAGGAAAACUGGAAAAAUCGGUACAACAUUAAACAAAUAUUAUUAAAGAAAAUAUGGAAAGCCUAUUUUUACUAUAAUAUAAAAUACAUAUUGUUGACAAAGCAUCACUAUCAACUGAACUCCACUCAGAAUCGUGUUUUCGUAAGUAAUGGUUUAUCGUUUACCAGUUUUCUUACGUUCUUCUCGGUUUUUCUAUGUUUUAUCUCGGUUUUUUACAUUUGACUGUAAAACUCUUAGAAAAAUCGAAAAGUGACCUCCCUACCAGUAUCUUUUCAGUCAAAUUUCCUUUUAAAAACAUUGCUUUAAUUAUAAAUAGGAGCAAAAGUGCUGGUAAAAAAGGUGUGCAUAGAAAAAAAUAAGGCCGUAAUAUAUUUUAACUAAUAAUUACAUUUAUUUUAUUUUCCCCAAAUUUUUUCAGUUUUUAAAAUUUGACGAGAAAUUUCUGAGAAAAUCCAAAAAUGUUCCCCCUAAAGUACCUCCCCAUACCAAUUUCCUUCCAGAAAAGUCACUUCACUUAAAAAUCUGUGCAAAUCUUAUGGUAGAAAAGUUGUUUACAGAUAAAAAACAAAAAUAAACAUAUUUGUAAAACUGUAUGCUUCUUCACUCCACUCAGAAUCUAAAACAACUUGCGUAGUCAGUAGCUAUUUGUCAAAAGGAAUUAAAUCGUUUGGAUUUUUCGAUUGGAGCAAUAUUUCUGGUAUAGAAAACAUAAGUUAAAUGUCUUAGUUUUGUCUUUGAAAGUUUAAAACGCAUUUAGUUAAUAUUUUUCUUUAGUAGAUAUUAAAUUUGACGAGCAAUUCUAGCUUAAUAGAAGAAUUCCAGAAAAUGUGAAAAUAAAUUACAUAAAUCUGAAAUCAUAUUUAAACGCACCCGUUUUAUACAUAAAAAUUAAACUGUAUUUAUUGUAAUCUUAAGUAAAUUUAUAGAAAAUAUAAAUAUAUAUUAUAUAUUUAACCGUUUUUAAUUUUAAAGUUUAAACUUUAAAUUAUUAUAAAAUAAACUGACGUUAUUUUUAUGUUUUCGACUCCCAGUACUGAGUACCACGAAGUUUACAAAAUAUUUAGUUAAUACCUACUAUAUCUAAACAUACUUUGUGAACUAUAGAAUCUAUAGUACACAACAUUUAUUUUCAAAUAAUAAUUUCAAACCAAUAAAAGCAAUAAAUCCGUCAAAUCCUAAGCUUGUAACUUUUCAUUAAAGAAGUAGUAUUACUUAUAUAUAAUAUUGUAUGAACACUAUACAUAUAUAGCGUAUAUAAUAGGUAAGUUUCUGCGAUUGUAAUUUUACUAGCUUUAGAUUUUCGAGUUGAAUUACGGUCCCCACUGUCAUAUACGCAAGAUUCUUUCUUAGACGUAUAUGACAACAAAAUACAAAACUAGAUCUAGGUCUUUGGUUAUUGAUGUUUUUAAAACAUUUCUUUAUUUGAUAAUGUUUGUUUAAUAUUGUAUCGGUUUUCCCACGUUUUUUCUCGGUUUUUCCCAUGUGUUGAGAAAAAUCCUGGGAAAAUCAAAAAAUGACCUCCUUAAAGUACCACCCCAAGAAAAUUUCCUUUCAGAAAAAGGUCUAUAUCAUGUACAUUGAUUUAAGCUUUCUGGUAGAAAAGUUGUCUACAGGUAAAAAUAAUAAAAAUAGAACAAACAUAUUGAACCAUUAAACUUCUUCGCUCCACUCAGAAAUUAAAAUAACUAAACAUAAAUGAGUCUUCUAAAUAUAACAUAAUACUUUAUUUGAACUGGCUAGGUUCAUUCUUCGGGCCUUUCACUGGAAGUGAUUUUCACAAUAUUAUUUGAAUAAUCUUUUUAAUAAUUUUUAUAAAAUAACCGCCUCAGCAGUACUGCAGUCAUCUACUGCAGUAGUUAGAGUGCUAUUUCUGACUUAGCCUUUUAUAGGUUAAAUGGAGAACUAAAAAUGUCAAUUAAUCCAAAUGAUUUUUCGUAAAUUUGAACAAUUUAUGGGAAGCUUGUUUUUUCUUUAAAGAGUUCCGAUGCUUAGAAAUAAACCAAGUAGGAAAUUUACUCUUAUUACUUACGUUUGUUAUCACAAUACGAUAACAAACAAUGUGGUGUUAUUAAAUUAUUAGGUAUAUUAUUAAAUUCUGAGCGUAACGAGGGAUCUAUUGAUUUUACAAUGCUGUUUAUUUCGUCUUCAAUUAUUUAUCGCUUCGCUAUAAAGUAGUGUACACACGGGGCAUUAUUGAGUAGUCUUUUCCAGCCGGUCCAGGGAAAAUAGGAUACGGUGUAUUAAGUGUAAAAUGUAUAAAAUACCAAGUUAAAGAUUUCACAUUUUAUUUAUCACAAUACAUAUUUUAACUUAUCAAGCAUUAAGUUUUAUUUUAGAUUUCGAGCGUAGCUAGGGGUAGCGUAGCUAUUAGUUUUACAAUAAUGUUUAUUUUUUUAUUUUUUUGUUCUAGUCUGUAGACACGAUUUUUCCUUGUAAAUUUGAUCCGAUAUAUAAGUAUAACAUCUUUUCUGAAAGCUUGAGUUGUUUAAUUUGUACUUUAAAUAUGUAAUUUUUUGAUUUUUAGCACGAUUUUUUAAAUAAAAGCACUUUAGUAGGAAAAAACGUAGGAAAUCGUACAAUUUCACGAUUUUAUUAUUUUAUAAAAACACGGACGACGUUUUCUACGAAAAAUAAUGAUUUAAUAAAAAAAACACAAGAUGCCUUUGUUUUGCCUUUUUGAUUUACUUUCUAAAGGUAUCAUCGCCUAAAGUUUUGAGCUACUUUUGAGCUUUUAAGAAAUUUUAAUUUUUGGGAAGUUUUUUGCUGUAACUCAGUUAUAAAUACACUUAGAGACUUGGAACUCGGUAAUAAUACUUAUAUUGAACUUGCCUAGACGUGGUAAAAUUUCCAAAAUCAUCAGGCGACUUUUUUUUUAAGAAGCGUUUUGUAAUCAAAUUUAAACGAAAAUGUUUGAUUUUUCGUUUGCGUUUGGUCGUGCUUGGUGAGUUUCGCAGUUACUUUCGUUUUAAAUGUAUUAAUUUUAGAAUCGUUUUUAUCUUGUCUCUAUCUUAUUCAGCACUUUUAUUUGUGUGCUGAUGUUUAUUCCAUUUAUUUGAAAGCUUGAUCGAGAAAUUUGCUACUACCAAAAGUGGUCUUGGUCUUCAUCCACCCCUCUGUAUGUUCUUACGGUUUUAAUGCUUAACUGAUGACGUUUAUCUAUUACGUAUAACGUGAUUAAUCUGAGUUUUCGUUCUUCCAUCUAGAGUUGACCACGUGUUCUUGUAUAUAUUUUCCCUUGGGAAAUAUGUGCUACUUAUCACAAGCUCUCUAGAUAUUGCAAAAUUAAUUAUUUUACUUCCGUUAUCGUUAUUUGAUGUUUCAUGCAUGCUUUCUUAUCCGAUGGGUGGUCUAAACAUUGACUCCCUCUCUAUUUAAACAUUAAAAAUUCCAACUAUUACUUUGAUACAGUGUCUCGGUAGUGGGUCAUAUUUUUUUUUAACUCUUCAUAAAAUGUAUUAUCUAUUCUUCUCUUCUUAAUCUUUGUCCUCAGUUGGGGUGUGGUGGUUGAUUACAAUUAAGUCAAAUUUGCGUCCUACUACAUGAAUGAAAUAUGCCUUCGUUGACAACUUCAACAUAUUUAUUACAUGUUAGAAUUGUAUUACCAAGCGCAAAACCUACUCCUUUCUUAUAUAUAUUCGAUUUUGUGCCACUACAGAAUAUUGUUGAAUUUUCUUCUUUAAUAUUUUCGUUCCCUAACCACCACAUUUCUUGUCAGGUUCAAUGAGUAAUUUGUACUUUGAGAUGUACCUGAGAUAUUAGUAAUAAAGUCGUAAUGGAGAAAAUUAUUUUUAUAAAAGAAAUCAAACAAUUAAAAGUAGUAUGAAAUAGCAUCAUAUAAAGUUAAAAACUUAUCAAUAAUGCAACAAAACAAUGCUAUUAAAAAAUAAACUUCUGACAUAUGUAUGCAUGUAAUGGUGUAGAUGAUAUAAGUUAACUAAUGUUUUUGUUUAGCCAUUUUAAUUUAGGACACAUGUACGAGUAUAACUAUAUAAUAAAAUCGAACACACCAAGCGGUUUUAAUACAAUUUAUACUCGUCAAUGCAACGAACUAAUGGCGAAUGCACUUCUACUCUCUACUUGGUAGUCAUAUCUAUGAAUCUAUUUUCACAAAAAUUGACCAAUAAUAUUCCCCCAUACACACGAAAUUCUAUUAAAAUAACUGUGUUUAUAAUAACGUAAUUUAUAAAUUAAAUAAAAAUAUGCUUAAAAUAUCGAAUAUGCAUAUAAUUAAUAGAACAUAAAUAAAAGGCUAAUAAACUGGCACUUAACUACCAAAAAUGAAAUAGUUCAUUAAAAUCAUAAGAAAAUUAAAAAAAAAAAUAUAUACCAUUUUUAUAUUUGAAAUUUGUGUUGUAUGAAUUGAAUCUUGUUUUUGAUAAACUAUAAGCCGAAGAACUAAGAAAAAAGAAGCAAAUACUAAAAAUGUCUAGCCUUAUUUAUAAUAAUUUAACCAUACAACAUGCUGAUAAUGUCCAUGUUGACAAUUUGAUACAUAUGAGUAACUAGAAUAAUAAAUAUUUUAUGUUAAAAUAAUAUAUUAUUACCUAUGUGUCUAUGUGCAAUAUUCACUUUUAACUCGAAAAUGAUAACGCCUAUAUAAUUUAAUUUAACGCGUGUGUAUUAAUUAACCGUUUAAGUUAUAUUGAUGGGACGAACCUUUGUAUAUCAACCGGGUAAAUACCUUAAAGGUAUUAACAAUAGUAUUAUUACAAUAUGCAUUCACGCCGUGUAAUAUUAUGAUCCAAUUAAUUUCGUAUAUGACCGUGAACCCGAAACAAUAGCUAUAAUAGGGCUUAUUUUAAUGCACUGAGGAUAGGUUAAUUUCAAUAAAUCGACAUAAUAAAUGUAAUUUAAAUAUAUUGGAAUUGUCGGUGAAAAAUGCAGCAAACUAUAACUAUUUUCGUAUAUAAAUUUUCAAAUAAUAUUUUAUGUACCAGUGAAAGAGAAAGUGACCAAAAAAAUUAAAAAGAAAAAGAAAAAAGUUAAACCGAGGACGGGUGCGGCUAUUUUUGUAGGUGGGUAGUGGAGAGGUAGGAUACAUAAAGUUAUUUAAUUUAUAUUUAUACCUAUAACGAUAAACCAUUGCUAAUGAAAAACGUUUCAAGCGAAGUUCAGUUACAGAAAUUUUUAAAGGAUGUAAUAUUUACAAUUAUCUUCAAAACUUGAUAUCAGAAUUCAUAUAAAAAAAAUUACUACAUUAAACUCAAUUUUUAGAUUCUUUAAAUUUUCUACCAGAAAAUUUGUUCAGACUAUAGUACCUUUUUUGAAAGGUAAUUUCCUCUAUUUGGUGCUAUAUGGACAUUUUUGUACUUAACAAAGGGUUUUUGAAAUAAUUGAAAAAAAACCCGAAAGAAAAUUAUAGUUUAAACGACAAAUAUUUACGUCACGCCGCCGCGGUGUUAUACCGUUUUCAUUUUCAUUGUUUUAGAUUCUGAGCGGAGCGCGUUUUACAAUGAUGUGAAUUUUAAAAACAAAUUUUUUUUAUGUGAACACUUUCUAUCAAAAAUCUUACUCCGGUUAUCAGUAUAGCACCUUUUGUGAAAGUAAAUAUUCUUUGGGUAUUUUAGAGAGUUGAUUUGUUAAAAUUCUCAAUAUUAUUCGAAAUAAUGAAGAAAAUUUGGUUCUUUAGGUUAAACAAAUAUUGAAAGAUUAAAAAUAAGGUUAUAAUUGGCAACCGCUUUUAUUUAUCUUUUGUUAUUAUUAAGUUUUAUUAUUUUAAUCCUUUUUAAACAAUCAUUGUUAUCAAUGAAACGCUUACUGUUAUUAUCAUUUUACUAUAAUAUGAAAUAAUAUUGUUGACAAAGCAAUACUAUUAACUAAACUCAGAAUCGUUUUUUCGUUAUCAAUGAUUUAUUGUUGCUUACAGAUAUACAUUAAAUUCCCGUAUUUUACCCGUCCCUAUCUCCCCAACUUCCCACCUAUAACAGUGGCUGCACCCAUGUGCGGAAUAUGUCCAUCCAUUUUAUUAUGUUCACACGAAGUUUUCUAUCAAAAAUAAUAAUUCAAUCCAAAAAUGUAGAGAUUUCAAUUUUGUUCCUUUUAAUUUAAAUCGUUUAAUGAUACCUGAAAUAAUUUUCAUAAUAAUUGAAAAUAACAAAAAAUAACGAAAUUUACGAUUUUUUUAAAAGGAAAUUUUUUUGGGGUGGCACUUUAAGGAGGUCGUUUUUCGAUUUUCUCAGGAGUUUUCUUUUAUAAAUGUGAAAAACCGGAAAAAUGGAGGAAACACGGGAAAAUAUUCGAAAUAUAUUAUUAUAUUACGAUUUUUUUUUCUGUGAACAACUUUCUACCAGAAAUUUUUCUCCGAUUUAUAAUAAUAGCACUUUUUCUAAAAAGAAUUCUAACUGGGAAAGUACUUUAAAGAGGCUAUUUUUCGAUUUUCCCGAGAGUUUUCCUAUAUAAUAUGAAAAAUCGAGAAAAAAAACAUGGGAAACCGGGAAAAAUAGGAAUAAAACAAUAUUAUAAUAUUAAACAAAUAUUAUUUAAGAAAAUAUGUAAUGCCUAUUUAAUUACUUUACCAUAAUAUGACAUAUUGUGACAAAGCAACACUAUUAAUCGCACCCCGCUCAUAACCGUUUUUCUUUAACAAUGGUAAAUCGUUGGGUACAGAUAUACCUACACUCAAUUUUCCCUCUACCUGCCCAACUUCUCACCUACAACACUGGCUCACCCAGCGUACGAAGUAUGCCCACAUCUCUGUUUAUUAUUUUAAACGACACUUUAAAAUUAUUAUUAUUUUGUUUUAAUAAUUAUAUUUAUAAUAACAAGGUGUUUUUAUUUUUAAUAUGUAUACAGAUGUUCAAACUAUGACUCAUAUCUUGAGACAUCAUCAGCAAAGGGACAAUACUGGGCUGAGUACCUUAAGCCCUCUAGAGCAAUUAACUUGGCCUCAUUCGGAUGUGAAGUUACUGUGCGGAAUUUCACCAGCUUUAAAUGUUACGUCAAAUUGGUUACAAAUGAAACUAAAGUGAGUUUGCGCAUAUUUUAUUAUUUUUUUUUUAGCGAUGUUCUUACACGAUGAGUACUUACUGCACUGCAGUGUAAACUCACAAUUAAAUACAAGCACAAACAUUUACCUAACCACUUUUAUAAAGGCUACGUAUUUAAUUUUAAUUUGGACCUCUCUUAUUCCUAUAUAUAUUAUAUAAAUACAUAAUAAAACUAUUGUACAUACAUAUACAAUUCGAUAAAUAGGUUAUGAGCAGGAAUGGGGAUGAAAAUUUGUUACUACUUUGUGCAUUACAUAUAUUCGGGAACUUUAAAAGCUAAGAGAAUGCCGUCUCUGUCUAUUUAACAGACAUCAUAGUUAAAAUGGAUUUUAUUACUUUUUGUAAUAUUAUUCUGCACUCUGCGUGCUAUAAUAGACUUAAAACAAAAAUUAACCGCACUUGUUAAAGACGACAACAUGUUAAAUAUUUUAGUCGAAAGAUAUUUUUAUGUCUAAUUCUUAGUCAAUCUAUUCGUACUUAAUUCAAUUAAAAACAUCAGACAUUUUCAUUGAAUACUUAAAUUAACCCUUAUUUAUAGACAUGGUAAAAUUUUCAAAUCAAUCUAUAGUUUUUUGAGUUAUUUAUUACAUCAUUUAAAUUGUCGAGUUUUAUUUUUAGUUUUUACUUGGUUUAAUGUGGAUGAAAUUGUUUUGGCUCAACAAACACGCUCGAAAAUUUAACACGAGGUUUAUUGUAAUAAUUAUUUUAGUUAAAUAUGAACAUAAUUUUGAUGUUGUCGUCUUUAAUUUAGUGAAAAUCUUUUGAUAAUAAAAAUAUUGAUCAUAUCUCGUUCUAUAAUUCUAGGCAUAUCGAAAUAAACAAAUUACGAUUUGUUUACAUUUACAAAUACUAACCGAUCAUAUUGUAGCGUUAUUAUAUUACGAUCAUAUUAUUAAUUAUAUAUGCGUGACAAAUUAUUAGGUACCUACCUAAUUGUCUCUUAUGUUAAUAUUUCUAUCUCGAAGAAUUUGUUCAUAUUAUAUAUGUCAUGUACUUGCAUCGCAUACUAAAUUACGCGUCGAUACAACGCUCAUUUAUAUAUAUAUAUUUAUAUUAUUAUAAAUAAUUAUUAUUUAUUAUUUAUUAUUUAUUAUUUAUUAUUAUUAUUUAUAUAUUUUACAAUAUAGGUAUUAUGCCAAUUACGUAGAACGAUAUUUGAUUUUAAAUGUGGGUUAGAAAUGGUUUAAUACAUUUUCUCAAAUUCUGUUAAAUUUAAUAAUUAUGUUUUACCUUUUGAUGACCACCUUAAUGAUAUGACGUUUACAUAAUCGACUAAUUAAUAUUCAUAAUUUAAGAAGAAGGGAUACGGCAAUUUUAACGGACAAAUCUGACGUUUUAAACCAAAGAGCGAUAAUAAAAUAAACAUACGUCCCAAUAUUUUACUAAAUUUGAUCUAAUAUUUUUAUUUUGUUUUAUAUCGUUUUGUGAUAGCAAGUACACUGAUCAGGGGUACUCCCAGAAUUUUUUUUGGAGAGGAUAGUUACUAUAUAGAGUGCCUACAGUAUUAUCCAAGUGCUAGUUAUUCUAUCAAUGUUAAUUUUUUUUUUUUUUCUCAAUCGGGAAUUAUGUCAAGGGGACACUUAUGUAGAGAAAAAUUAAAAUUUUAUUUUCAUUUCUUAAUCACAGAAAAAAAAAAUUACUUUACUUUUUCACUUUUUAAAAUUUUCAAAUUAAGUAGUCAUUUUAUAAAAUAUAUUGUUCUAAAAAUUGUAAUGUGUCAUACAUUUCAAUCCGAUUAAUAAUCACUUAGUUCUAAUAGCUUUAAUGAACAGAAAAUUGAUAUGAAAACAAUUAAUUUUCAAUAGAAUAACACAUUAUACAUCAGUAUGGUAGAAUUCCUUAUCUUCUAUUGAAUAUUAAUUUUUUCACACGUAUUUUCUAUACAUUAACGUUUUAUUAGUAUUCGGAUAACACUGUAGAACACCCUUUUCAGGGAAUUUUCAUUCAGAUAGAAAAAAACAAAUUUUUAAUUUAUGGUAUAUAUUCAUAAAUAAUAGGUAAUUGUGGUUUUAGACCUAAUUUUAAUUAAUAGAAAAAAACUCAAGUGUACUCUUGAUACUGAGCUUCCUAGUUGUAAACGAAAUAAAUUUAAAAUAAAUACUCAGUAAUAUUUAAACAUUACGAUACAUUAUACAUACAUCAUAAAUAAUAUGAAUUUGUUUAAAUACAUAAUUUUAUAAUAUUAUAUAGAUGGCUGCACAACGGAAAAAACGUCGAUAUCGGACAUCGGUACAACUUGAACCAUAACACGGGAAUUUUAGUGAUUAGUAACGUAAGACUAGAUGAUAACGGUAUAUGGCAAUGCGUAAACGAAAAGCAAUUGGCCAGAGCAAUAAACUUGGUAGUUUUAGGUAUUUUUUAUUAUUUUCUUUUAAAUACAUAUUAUAUAAUAUAUAAAUAUACUACGGUGAUAUUCAUAAAAUAGAUAAGUGUUGAGAAUACCUAAUGUUGCGUUUGUGUUUUACAGAAACUCCUAAAGAACCGUAUUUGUUAAUCGAUGGACACCGUUUAGAUCCUGGAAAUCUGUUUGUUCCAGUCAAAGAGAAUAUGGAUUUGAGCAUAGAGUGUGUAGUCGAAGGGGGCAAUCCGAUGCCGUCCUUGCAUUGGUUACUAUUUCCCAGUAAUGCAAAUUUAGAAAAUGAAGCAAUGUCUUCAGGAUUGUUGCAGUCGAAUGAAUCGUACCAGGAUAAAGACGUCAGCCGUAGUUCGGCAAAAAUUCAAAGAGUUCUCCGGGCUCAUCAUAACGCCACCGUGGCGUGCAUAGUUACGCAUGUUACUCUUGUAAAUCCUUUGAACACAACUAUACUUCUUGACGUUCAAUGUAAGUUGAUGCAUACCUUAUAAUAUUAUAAAUAAGUACCGAAACAAAUAUAAGUACAUUGAUAAUGUACUUGAAGAGAGUUUUGAAUAAUUUUAUGCGCAUUUACUCAAACAAUAUCAAACGUUUAUAAACUUUUUAGAGAGUACUGAGUUUAUCAUAAUUUAUAGUAUAAAUAGUACAGUAUAAAAUACAUACAAUUUUGUAUGCAUAUUCGUAAAGUUGGCCUCUCGACUGUGUCUAUUCCAAACCUAUACUAUUAUUUUGCAACUUAUUUGUAACUAUUUGCAACAUGCGUUUCAAAAUUUGCAACUCUAUACUUUCACCGAAAUAAAAGGUUUAUUUUUAGAGGGGCCAACUUUACGUAGCCUCCUCCCCCGACAUUGACCGAUUCAUUCCAAACCCAUGCUAUUAUUUUGCCACUUAUUUGCAACUAUUUUUAACAUAAUUUGCAAUUAAAGUUUUAAAAUAACACACAUUUUGAAAUUUUAUGAUUUUUAUUAAAAUAAUGAAAUUAAUGUAUUUGAACCAUAAUUUAGAAAAAUUGGUGGAAUUUGAUUGUCAUUUUAAUCAAAAUUUAAUUGAUUUAAAGGAGGAAAUCUGUGGUAAUAUUUUGUAUCUAUUUGUGAAAUACAUUUUUAAAUUUUGAUACAGUUGUUAAUAUUUUUUUACGAUGCAGUUUUCUUUUGAACUAUUAUAAAUUACGUUUAUCGAUUGAAAAAUAUUGAAAUAUUGAACUCUACACGUAUAAUGGGUUAAAUGACCUAUUAUAAUUAAUGUGGUUUUUUUUUUUAUAUACUUGCUAAGAAUGUGAUACAUCAAAAUCUUUUGAAUAUGUUAUGUCAUAAAUACCAACUGUAUAUAUUUUGAAGUACCUAUAAAAUAUAUUUUGUCUUUUAGUUUGAAAUUUAUUUAAAACUUGAAAAAUUACAACAAAUUUGUAUUGGUAUCAGUCCAAAAUCGAUAGGAUGUUUUUUAAAGGGUGCUAGUGUCAGGGAGACGGUUUGUAAAAUUCUGCUUUGCAGGAAAGUGAAGGAGAUACAAUUUUUUUUUAAAGGGAAACAAAUGGAUACAAAUAGGAUACAUAAAAAUUAUGUUGGUUCCAAGUCGAUAGGACGAUUUACAGGUACCAAAGAGACGGAACUUCUAAAUUAAAUAACUACAUAUUAUAUACCUACUUUCCCAACAUUCUACCUACAACAAUUGCGCACUCAUCAGCAAUAUUAGCUCUUUUUUUCUAAUGAUAAUUAAUCUAUUAUAUUUAUAAAAUAUAGAUACUCCUUCUUUUGGAAUCAGUCGAAUUCCCGGAUUUGGAAUACCUAUUAGAGAAGGCAUUCCGGUUUCUCUGAAAUGUGACGUAGAUUCGAAUCCGCCAUCUUCUCCUGUCUGGCAAAAAGGUAAAUGUUAAUAUAAUUUAUAUAAUUUAUUUUUCAAAAUAUGGUUGUUUUGCACUAUGUUAUAAUAAAGACGACAGUGUGCCACCUGUUCUUCAAACCGAUGAUGGUUUUCUAAACUUUACUUCGAUACGAAGAAAUCAUAGUGGCUGGUACAAAUGCACGAGCAGGCAUUUGUUAUCUGAAUAUUCGUCCAUCGGUUAUUUUUUAAACGUUAGAUGUAAGUAUUAUUAUUAUAGUAAUUUUAUAGAUGACUACUAUUAAGUUUUUUUUUUCUCUCUCUCACCUAACAUUUCAUCUAUUUGAGGACGAUCAUCUUUGUCUUAUAACAUCCACCAUUUGAAUCGUGUGUCCCCCAUAAUCUACGUACACAUCCCAGUAAUCCUCAUAUACUCGUAACUCUUGACCGUGUCUAACCAUCUCCUUUUGGCCUUCCUUUUCUCCUCGAUUCAGCAAAAUUCAUUCAUAGAACUACUCUUAUACCCACUGACGUAUUCUUUCUGAUCACAUAUCCAAACUUUAUUAGUUGAUUAUUUCUCAUCUUACCAACUAUAGAAAAAGUAACUAUGCUAGACCUUAAAAAUGCAUUAUUCUUUAAUAUUAUUCUAUCCUCUCUGUUGACUUCACUCAUCAAUUUAAAUUUUCUCAUCCCAACUAAACUUAGCUAGAUUACUAUACGUAAUAUAAUAAUAAUUAUGGUGUUAUAUUUUAGACAAUUCAAACGAACUCGAAGCGGCUCGCAAAGAAUUAAUCGAAGAAGACAAUUCCGGUUCUUCCGAAUCCGUCGAGGUCACCGUUGGCGGCGAGGUUCAGUUGGAAUGUCCGUCGGGGCCCAGUACGGCGAUACCGUGUUGGGCCAAAUCUAGCAUUGAUAACGGUCUACAGCCAAUUGGGCCCAGUAGUAAUCUUCAUAUAGAUCAAGUGUUGUAUCAAGAGGCUGGCGAAUAUAAAUGUAUUGUCGGCACUAAGAAUCAAAAUUUAGAAAAGCUCAGAGUGUACACACUUCAUUUGAACGUUGUUGGUCAGUAUUUAAUUUAUUUAUUAAAACUUGUACCUUGUUACGAUUCAAGUAUACAAUUUAGAAUUGAAAUAAAAAUAAUAUUAUUAUAUACUAUUAACUAGGCACUCGCAUAUGAUAUGUAUAUAUUAUACAUAUUAUAGAUUACAUAUUAUUAGAUCUAAUGUUCGACAAUCAUCAAGAUAACACGAUUGUAAGACGAUGUUCAUUGUUCGUAUGAUCACCAAACGUUUACCUGCUACUACGCUGAGAAAAAAUUUAAAAUUCAAAUUUCUUUUCAAGUUUAAAAUUUUGUAUAUAUGUAUCAACUAUUCACAGUUCUCUAUCCCUAAAUUUCAAAGGGGUUAGGUUAAUUAACUGACUCGGAAUAUGCAUUUGCGCCCAAUGCGCACACACAAAUUAUUACAUUUUACAUAAUAUCUUCAGGUAGUAAUAAUUUUUUAAAAAACUCCUAUGCAUUAAAUUUAUUACAUUAAAAUAGGAAAUAUUUACGAUAUUACUGAUUAUGUAUUAACCUCAUAUAUUUCGAUUGAUUUCUGUUGUUUUACCGUGCAUAUAUACAUUAUACACACUGACUGGACACAUGACUUUAUUUAUUUAUUUUUGAUUCGUAUAGACACUAUUACUGGUAUAACUUGUAUUGCUUAUAGUUUUACAAAAAUGUUUAUUUUUUUUUUUUUCUGUGAACAAAUUUUCUACCAAAGAUCUUGCUCCAAUUUUCAAAUGUUGCACAUUUUCUGAAAGGAACUCGAUGUGGAGAGGUACAGUAGGUAGGUCAAUUUUAGAUUUUCUCAAGAGUUUUCUCAUCAAAUGUGGAAAUCCGAAAAAAUAGUACAAUUUUAUAUUUUGUUACCCUUAUUUUGGGGGUAAAACCACUACCUAAUAUUAAUUUUUAAACGGCAAAUUGCAUUUGAAAUUCCAAAAAUAGAUGAAGUAUUAGUUAAAAUAAAUUUUAGUGUUAACAUUUUUGAUUUCUGUCGAUCCGUUGACGAGAUAUUUCACUUUUAAGUUUGGGUUGAAGGAGAUUAGUGAAGUAUCAUUUGUAUGCAGGUACGGCGCGUGGCGUUUUAAUAAUACAUCACUACUCUCCUUCAACCCAAACUUAAAAGUGGGAUAUCUUGUCAACAGUUUGACAAAAAUCAAAAAUUUAAGUGUGACAAAAAAUAACAUAAAUAUAAACUUGUAUAGCUGCUUGAUAAUUUAAAUUUUCUAGAAAAUAAAUUCCCAAAAAAGUUCAUACUUUCCGAGAUAAUGAGUAUACCCAAUUAAAGGAAUCACCUGGUAUUUUCUUUAAUAAUAUUUGUUUAAUGUACCAAUUUUCUCGUUUUUUCUAAGAUUUUUUCGGUUUUUCACGUUUGUUGAAUACUCGUGGAAAAAUCGAAAAAUUACCACUUUUAAGAACCUUUCCAGUCAGAUUUCCUUUCAGAAAAAAUACUAUAAUUUUAUAUUGGAGGUGCAUUGCUGAUAGAAAAGUUGUACACAGAAAGAAAAGGCCAUAAUAUUUUUUACUAAUAUCUACACUUCGUACAUUUUCCGUUUUUCUGACUUUUUAUCCAAGUUUUUCCCAGAUAUUAUAAAACCGUUUAAAAAUCAAAAAAUGACAUACUUGAAUUACCAUGGAGAUAAAUUUUCCUUUUAAAAAAAUAAGCUACAAUUGAUACAUCAGAGCAAGAUUUCUGACAGAAAAUUUUACGAUUAAAUUAGUCCGAGCGAGUAAUGGCUUGGGUCUCUAGGUAUAUCCAAAAUGCAUUUGUUUUUUCUUUGUUUGGGUAAAAGGGGGAAAAAAAUACAAACAAUUUUUUUUUUGGGUACACUGGUUUAAACUCGGAACCUCUAAAAUGAUAAUAAGCAUAAUAAACCAUUAGAUUACGACAAAUAUGCUUUUAAAAGGACAAUAUAGUGUUAUUUAACAUAACGUCAUAACAUAUAAUAUCCGCAUAAUAUCAGAACUUCAAAAAGCUAUAACUUUGAAACUUAGUCAGUCCGCUUAAUUAUGACUUGAUCAUCGUUUUUAUAUCGGCCUAUACAUGUGUUCAAGACAAAAAAUUAAAAAAUUAGUUUUGCUUCAUAUAAUUUUUUACUCAAAACGAUUUUCGUCAAAAUUUGAUAUUAAAAUUUCGUUUAAAAAAAAAAAAAUACAUUAAACUCAUCUUUUUUUUUUUUUGGCUACAAUGGAAGACUCUUAAUGAACCUCCUGUUAAAUUUGGAAGCAUUUUUGUUCAUGUCUUACAAUUUUACUAAAGAGUACCUACCGAUUAAAUAUUACAUACAAAACUCGCAAAAAAAUGUAUAUAAAUAAUUCAAAAAUGGCUUAACAUGUUUGAAAAUUUCACCACGUCUAGAAAGGCAAAUAUAAGUUUUUAUCUAAAUUUCAGUUCUCCACGAACAUUUUUAACUGAAUUAUAAUAAAUAACAAAACUGAAAAAUAAUAAAACCAUUAUUUUCAUAAAUGUCCUGUUUUUAUUAUGUUUUAUCCUGGUUUUUCUCAGAUAUUAUGAAAACCGUUUGGAAAAUCAAAAAAUGACCUCCUAAAAAUACCAUCUAGACAACAUUUCAUCUCAGAAAUGGUGCCGCGCUUAUAUAUCUGAGCAAAAUUUAUGAUCGAAUUUUUGUACACAAUAUACAAAAAAAAAAAAAAAAAAAUUAACAUCUUAGUAAAACCAAUACAUUCUCGCUACACUCAGAAUUUAAAAUUUAUUUUUAAAUGUGCCUGCUUUUCUAAACCAAAUUUAACCAAGUUAUAAUUUGUUUAUAUAAAUACUACAAAUUUUAAAAUUAUUCAUUACUUUUUUUUCCAUAUUUGCUGCUCCCCUCAAGAUUGUCGCCCUAUAGCCUGACGUUAAAUAUGCUACUUUAUUUAACUUUAUCGGUGUACUUAUUCCGUAUUCGUGAAUGUAAUUAUAAUAUAGCAUAUUAUAUUCACCUCCUUUCAGUGCAUUUUUACCAGGAUGUAAGAAUAAUAUAGGAUAUAUUUUUCACCCUUUAGUUAACAUAAUGAUGGACGUUCUAACAACAUAGGAUAUAUUCAGCUCCGUUUAGUGAAUUUUAAUCAUUGAUGUAAGAAUUACAUAGGAUAUAUUUACCCAAUUUAGUCUUGCGCGUCCCUAAGAGGGGGAGGCGGUAGGCUUCUCCUAUAAGCCAUGUUUUGUUGAACAAUACAGUAGUAUUCAAGAGUUUUUUCGUAUAAUAAAGUAUUAUUAUACAGCAUGUAUGCUAUAUUUACCCCCGUCAUGAAACUUUUAACUCUAAAAUUUCAUUGGAGGUAAAUUUAUCCUACGAUAUAUUUUCCGGGGGUAAAUAUAUUUGGGAGUUAAGAAUAGCCUUUUAAACCGCUACCGCACAUGGCAGAGCGGGGAGGAGAGUGGUGAAAGUUCGUCUACGGCGGUCAGUAACCUUAAAUAUGCUCGCCGUACAAACCACUGUUAAAAACGUAAAAACGUAAAAACCAAACGGUGGCAUUUAAAUUUAGGCACCCGUUCCAACUAAUACUUAAUUACUAUAAACAGAUUGUUUUAAAUUUGGCUCUGUAAAAUUUUUUAUUUUAGUAAACUAUAUUUAUAAUUUUUUUCAGUGGUAGUAUUUAUAUUUUUUUUUUUUUUUUUGGAAAAUGGUUUAGAAAUAUUAGGAAUAGUUUCUGCUUUACAUUUUCUUUGUACUUUUAUAACUUUGAUGUAAAUUUUUUGUAAUAGAUGACUUUAAAACUGUUCUUAAAAUUUAAAUUUAAAGUAUACAAGUUCAUAAUAUUAUAUUAUAACGAUUAACAUGUACUAUUUGAGUAACAAAAGAGGAAUAAACCUGAUUUAAGCUAUGAAUUAAUAAUAAAUAUUAUUCACCUACAAAACGAGAAUAAUAUUUGAAUAGUCAAGUUCAAGAUUUUCAGAGACUAAUUACGUUUUCUAAAUAAUUAGACAAAAACGAUAUUAAUUUCAACUGUGUGAUUUCGAUUUCAGGAGGUCCGGUUAUAUACAUUGAAAACAGAACUGUUGUUGUGCACGAAGGAAACGACACCCGUUUGUCGGCCGAGUUCUGUUCCAACCCGAUGGUAAAUAAAGUUUUUUGGAUUGCCAGUGAUCGAGUCAUCAGACCAGGAACGGCCGUAGGAUCAAUUACAGCUCAUAGUAUAACCGUAAGUGUUAAAAAAAUGUAUAUGUACGUAAUGUAUACAUAUACACUAUACAAAGAUCCCUAUGAAAAUAUACCUACUAUAAUAUCUCUAGAGAUAUUACAUAUCAUUAAAUUAUGUUUUUUUUAAUAUUACUCACAGAGGGGAUGGCUACAAAUAUAUAUAUAUAAAUAUAUUUCAAUUAAUUUUUAGUAUUUUGUUAAAAUAUAUUCAUCGCGAUAUCAACGUGGAUAUUAAUGAUGUUAUAGAUGAAUUUACUAAAACAUCAUAACGAAAAAUGAAUAUACAUUUAUAAUUUUUAAAAAAGAUAAAUAUUUAAACUUUUAUAUAAUUAGCGCUGUAAAAUAGUAAUAAAAUGUUAGUUUUUAAUACACAAAAUUCAAAGCAAUUUCAUUUGUUACUUUUUUUAAAAUCCCCCCUCCCCACAAAUAAAAAAAAACAAUUCUGGAUACGUCACUGGCUGUCAUGCCAAAUAAUUAGAACUGAGCGACUCAGAAAAGCAUUGAUAAGAUCUUUCGUAUACCUUAAUUCGUGGAUAUAACUGAUACACACUGACAACUUAUAUUGGAAAAAAAACUAAUUGAAACUACUUAAUUGAAAAAUAAGAAACGAAAUAAUUAUGUUUAUUGUACAAAAUAAUUAUUACAAAAGGUAUACGUUUAGAUUAUCAAAUUUUUAUGUUUUUCUAAAAUGAUUUUCAUUUCUUUCUCUCUCUUUCUCGUUCUCUCUCUCUCUCUAUUUCUUGAUAUCACAUUGAUUUACAGUUUUACUCUAUCCGUUUUUAUUGCCUGCUUUUCUUUUUAACAGUAAAUACAAAUUGAAUUUUCGAUCGAUAAUUUUUCCCCUAUAUAUACGGUUCUAUUCUUUGAAGCUUUCCAUCUUUCUUUUUUCUUUUCAAUGUUCAAUCAUCAUUAUUUUGUUAUUUUGUUUCAGUCAUCGACAACUUCUUAUUGCCAAGUAGCCACUCUCACCAUCCAGUCGGUAACGCCGAUGCACAGCGGUGAGUACAAUUUGAUCGUCGGUUCCGGUAAAACGUUGGUGGAAGCUACGGUCAUAUUGAGCGUGACCAAGAGUACAAGAAACAGAGAGCCCGUCCAAACAUCAUCUAGUUCACAUUCAGUUUGCUCAAAAAUGUUUGAUAAUUACUUAAUUAUGUGUUUAGUUACGUCAAUUUUUACACAUUUAAAACAUUAAAUUAAUAUUAUUUAAUAUGUAUGUUACAUUAUUAUUACGAUAUAAAAAAGAACAAAUAAUAUUAUUGUAUAGAUGUCCUUUUAUUGUUGUGUAUGAUUGUUGAUUAUAUAUUAUUAUUAUAAUAUUAAAUGCAUGUCACGGAUGUUUUUUUAGGUAAAAUAUAAUAUAAUAUAUUAUAAUGUAUAUUAUAUAUUUAAAUUAAAAUAAAAUAUUACGACAAAUAAAAUGUUUGUGACACCAAGUAUAUAUUAUUAUAUAAAGAUUACCUAUUAUUAUUAUUAUUAUUAUAUAAAAAUCCGUCUAAUAAAAUAUAG